Messenger RNA from Pelobates cultripes (western spadefoot toad), 78383 nucleotides. Lineage: Eukaryota; Metazoa; Chordata; Amphibia; Anura; Pelobatidae. The record is from the annotation of a GenBank genome assembly.
GUGCCUUCAGUUCAGGCUCAGUAAGGGGCUAGUUGCCUGCAUGAGUGCGAGCUCUGUGUGUGACUGUGGAUUGUAGUUCCCAAGGUUUACUUUGCCGUCAUUCAGGGGCUGGAUGGCGUGGGAGAUGUCCAACCAGGACUCUGUCUGGAGUGACAUAGAGGUGAGCUGCUAUUAAAUGCACAUAUAUAUAUAUAUAUAUAUAUAUAUAUAUAUAUAUAUAUAUAUAUAUAUAUAUAUAUAUAUAUAUAUAUAUAUAUUGAUCGCUAUGCAUUUAUUAUUUAAUUUUAUUCUAUGUAUGUGUGUGUAUAUGUAUACACAUUAGUGCUUAUAUGUAUUUAUUUUAAUUUAUUUUAUUUAUUUAUUUUUUUUACAGAUUUUUAAUUUGUACAUUUUUUUUUAUUUGAAAAAAAAAAAUCUUUGCAGAAGAAAAAAAAAAAGAAUCCUAUUUCAGAUCUGCAAAAAAAAAAAAAAAAGUCUAUUAGUUAAGGCUAUCUGAAGUGCUUGCAAAUGGCUAUUUUUAAGGUUUCACUUCUAUGAUGUUUAGAGUCAAAGAUUAGCUGCUGUCAUCGGUGCCUUGCAGUUGGAAACUAUUCGCAUGUGCUUUUGGCUGUCUCACCAGUCACAUGCAAUAUGUAUGCCCAUGAUAUUGAUAUGAAUCAGUGUCUGAAGACUUUCCAGUGGCCUGCUUGGAAGCUUGCCAUACCUAUUUAUAUAACAAUUAACUUAAAAUAAUGUCACUUAUUGCUGCUUACAUACUUGGAUUCUGGAUGCCUGAAUGCUUUACAUAGGCUUCCAUGUCCGUAUAGCCAACUCAAUGGAAAGAUGCUCUGCAUUAAGCAUGUACAAUGAGUAAAGAAGGAUACAAUGUUACUAUUGCUAUUAUAAAUAUGCUCACAUUAAAUUUUUUUUUUUUAAUGUGAGCACCUACCUGUGGUUUCAAUAAUAGGGUUAUUUAUCAUCUUCAGCUUGGCAAUGAUCAGCUGUUUGUGCCUUCAUGUAAUUCAAUGCUAUUGUAAUGAAGCAAAAGAAUAGUGUCUAUAGGAACUGUGCAAAAUGCUGCUGCAUGUGUAAAAAUAGGUGGCCAUACAUCAAAUCUACAGCUUCUGCUGGCUACAAUUCAUAUAGAAGGGGGGGAGCAAGCAGUUCUGUACUAGUCCCUGGAGUAUGAUGUAUAAAAAAACAGGUUCUGCUAGAAUUCUGCAUGUUUGCACUAUACAAAUGGGAACCUUAUUAGGGAGCUUAAGCAACAUAUGAGUCUUAUAAAACUUUGUUGCAAUUAUUAAAAAUGCUGGGCCACCAUAAAUAUGGCUGCAAUACACUGUGGUGGUAUGAGUGAAAACACGUAUGUUUGUGUGUGUGUGUGUGUGUGUGUGUGUGCACCUAUAUGCAUGUAUGUAUAAUAUAUAUAUUCAUGCAUGUACAACGUUUAUCCCUGUGCAUUAUAUAUAAUAUGCAUGUGAUCUGUUUUAACAUAUAUAUAUAUAUAUAUAAAUAUAUAUAUAUAUAUAUAUAUAUAUACACACAUAUCUGUAUCUGUGUGUGUGUGUAUGUCACAUUGGUUUUUCAUUCUGUUGGUACUGCAUCCAACACAUACGCUAUUCCAAUAAUACACUCUAUUUUACAGUUUCUUGGCUUUUUUUUUAUCAUGUGUGAUAUUUUGAGAAAUAAGGCAAGCACAUUUAAUUCACAUCUAAUGUAGAUGAAGCUCGAAGGCAUGAUUGCAAGUGGAUGACUUUCUGACUCCAAACUCCUAAUUGUUUUUGAGUGGCCAGUGUAUCCUGUGGGUUGUUGUCUAGCUCCUAGUGUGGGUCUCAGCUGCUCGUUCUUGCUUUUUCCAUCAUGCAUUAUUCCUGAUGCUGCUAAGAGCUGAUUGAGAAGCAGCCUGCAUGGAAAUAUUGAAGAUUUAUUUUUGUAAACUACUGAUCAUACCAAUAGCUAUUUAUCUCAUGAUCACUAGCCAGGAUAGGCAACAGCUAGGAGCUACAACAAGCGACGAUUACAAUUCCCAUCAUAUGGUUCACGAUAGGGGUUGUAGUCUGCAGAAUCUCAAGUCCGACUUUGCCUGAUCACUAGGGUUCCGUUAGAAAUGUAUUGCCACUCGUAUUCUGUUUAUACAGGAAUAUUAACUCUUGGUGCAGCUUGGCUCAUGCACCGCUUAUGUUGUGAUUAAAUUAUUGGAGCUCAGUCAUGCUUUUUCUACAUUAACACAGUUUAUGAACCUUGGAUUGCUGGUGGGGGAACCAUAGAUUGGAUAUGAGUGCCAAGGGAGCUUGGGCUCUAACAAAAAAAAAUAAAAAAAAUUGCGAAAACCUUCACGCUCUCAAAUGGUUAAAUCUUGGAUGAUCUAAAAACAUUUUAUUUAUUUAUUUUAAAUGAAAGGCUGUAAAAAAAUAAAAAAUAAAAAAAGACAACAAAACAUGCACACUUGCCAAGAACUGCAAUCUGUCUGCUCAUCGAAUAGGACAGACUGAUGUUCAAAUUAAUAAAGGCCCACAUAGCCGUGAGCCCCAGAUGUUUCACAUUUUAAUGAGAGUGAUGUGCGGGGAGAUCGCCGAGAUUGAUAGAGCUAUUUCACAGGACACAUUUGCAACAAGUUUUCUGUCAGUCUCUCAGCCAAUGUGUUGCUGUAGGGCACCCUUUAUAUAGACGUAUGUGUAAAAUAUCUAGCCAUGUGACUCUCCAGGGGAGUUACUUUGAUGCUCCCAGAAUACAAAGGGUUAAUCAUAAUGUUGUAACACUCCACAAGCCCCAUCCCCUUUGGCAUCUGACCACCAAAGAUAGGGAAAAAAAACUCUGUGCAAAAGCUAAUGGGGAUUUAAAUAUAAUUGCAACGCUUCAUUUCAAUCAUAGGAGCAGUUAAGGAAAUUUAUUGUCUCCCUUUCUUAACUGUGGGAACACAGAUCUAUUGAGAUUGAAUUAGUGCACAUCAAUUCAUUUUUUUACGUUAACUUAACGGGCUUCCCUUUCCAGUGAUCGGGAAGCACCUUUGACAUAUGUAUCUUAUGGCUAAGCUGUAGAAAUGAACAGGCUCAUAUGGGUGGGUAUAUAAGGAUGAGACAGAUGUGGUACAGGUGUUGGCUAACAUUUGUGGACUUUAAGAGCCAUAUAGAUGUAUAUCUAUGAAGAAGUAUGGUCUGAUGAGCUAAAAAAGAGAAACAUCAAUAGAUUCUUAUGUAAACUAUUAAAAUGUUGAUGUUGAUUUGGGACUUGUCAACAUGUGAAGGCUGACAACCAUAAAUUACAAACAUAAAAUAGCCAUUCCGCACUCCUCUAGAAAUAUGGAUAGGGAACAUAUACGACAUAAGUUGCUGUGCACUACAAUUCUAAUCAUGUCCAGCCAGCCAACGUUAUUCUCUGUAGCUGGGGUCCCUGUGCAUUUGUGUCUAACCUUUGGCACUGCAGCUGUUAAGAACCAUUCUUCCAGUAGUCUACAAAUAUUUAAUGCUGCAGCUGUUUUGGACUAUGUUUCCUGCGAUACUGAGCCAAACAUCCGGCCCGGCAUCAUGGGAAACGUAGUCCAGAGCACUUGCAGAACCAACGGUCAGAUAGGCUUUCUGUCUCUCUGCCUCACAGUACAAGUAAAAUGCAAGUAUUCAAAAACAUUGAUUUUAUUAUCAUGUCAACAUUGGCAGUGUUUUGGGUUGUUAUGGUUUUUCAUUUCAGCUUUAAUCAAUAAUUCUCUCUGGAGUAUUGGCGUCUGUUUAUAUGCCUAUGAAAAAAUGCAAUGUAAAAAAGCAUGGUAAAAUUUAAUUUUAAGCUAUAUAUAUAUAUAUGUGUGUGUAUAUACAUAUAGAUUUGCUCGAAAUGCAUUUAUAGACAGCAAAGAUCUCAUGCAGAAAAUGUGUUUAAGAUAAGCAUACCAGCCUCACUGCAUACGACUAUAGCAUCCAUUUUAAUUACCUUUACACACAAAAGACAACUGCAAUUGAUUUAUAGACUCUUUCUCUCAUGCCUACUAGAUCUUGUAAUCUGAUUAUAGAGUAAAAAAAAUGAAAAUAGAAAAACAGCAUAGUGCAUCAUUCACUGUUGGUUAUUUACCAGAAACCUAUUUUUACUAGACUGUAUGCAGCUGGACGUAACACCUAAUGAUGAAAUAAAAAAAAUGUAAAUAUCAUUAUAAUAGUGUUUGUAAUGAUAGUUGCGUGUGUGUUUAUGAUAUGUGGCUUCGAGCCAUAUCUUAGAAAGACAUUUUGAUGACCCUGGUAUGGCUGAAAAAUUGCUUAAUCUGGACGUCUUCCAAUCUGUUUAAUCGUAGUGUAACCUUGAUAGCCAAAGCACAAAAAAAUAUAGUCGAUCAAAGCUUAAUGCAGGUCACAUGCUACCUAACACAGUUAAUAUAUUCCUCAAGUUUACACGUUUCUCUCUCUCUCUCCCCCGCAGUGCGCAGCCCUGGUUGGCGAAGACCAUCCACUUUGCCCAGACCUUCCGGAACUUGAUUUAUCUGAACUUGAUGUCAAUGAUUUGGACGCAGACAGCUUUCUGGGUGGACUUAAGUGGUAUAGUGACCAAUCUGAAAACAUUUCCAAUCAGUAUCGCAACGAAUCGCCAAAUAUAUUUGAGGUAUGCCAGUUGUCUUUAUCAACCAGACUUCAGGUUGUUUAAAGCAUUGUGUAUUGGGAUUUCUCCAAUUCUCUCUUUUUAAACAUCUUCUUAGAUUUCUUUUUAUAGUGGAGUCCAAGGAUUAGUUAAUGUUACCUUAAUUAAUUAAAUUUAUUUAUAGAAAAUGUGGGAAACUAAGUUAAGUGCAGAUGGUGGCACACAUCAACUUUUGACAACACGCCCUAUGCUGUAGGAUUUUCCAGUUGUUUUUUUUUUUUUUUGGUAAGAUUUCUUUUAACUGAGCAAAAUGUAAUAUUGGGAGUCCUAUGUAAUAAUCCAAUUGUAAUAGGUAAGUAUUUACCUCUGCGGGGUUUGUUCCCUAAAAUAAGGGCUGAUACGAAUCAACAAGAGAACUAAAAAUAUUUAGGCCAAAAUAGACUAAAUGGAAAACUAUCUAAGACUGAAAAUGUCUACAAUUCAACUAUUUUAACAUAAACUCAGUUUGUUUGUUUUAUUUAUUUAUUUUUCUAUGUUUAGUGAAUACACUCUUUUGAUUUUAAGAAGCUUGCUGCUAGUAUUGUUAUGCUCAGUGGGUAAUAAUAUGUAUUUUUAUUAUAGUAUACCUUGCAAAUGUGUCUCUAUAUAGAAGGGACAGUCCCUAUUUUUGGAACAAAUUCUCCAUUCCGUCUUUCCUAUCCCCAUGUCCUUGUUUUCUAGGAGCUCCAUAUAAUAAUGUGCCUGGAUGUGUAACAGAGCUCCACAGCAAUCAUACUUGCUGUAAUGUGAGUUUAAGAACAAUAACCCUGUUUAGAAAUCAGCCUGUGUAAAUAAGAUACAUUGUUCUUCUCUUUUACAUGUUAUUAUUAGCAAGCCAUCUAACAUUUCUCAGAACAGCCCUGCCUCUGAACACACCCCCACUCACACCUCUAAAAUUAAAGUGUCAAUGUUUGUCCAUUUAAAGUGCUGGGAGGUAUGGCAAAGGAUUGUCCUGUGGUGUCCACAUACAAUGUUUCUGUAGAAAGAUAUUAGUGCAUUUGGCAAUGGCUUUUUUUGCCUCUUCUUCCCAUUUGCCAAAAUUUAAAUACAUUCCCUGUGGCUUACUUAUGUGCAUUGCUAACCCAUUGUACCUGGCUGCUGAGUAUAUUGGUGCGUUGCAGAACUAAUUAUGAAAUCACAUAUUCCUUGUAUUUAAAAAUAUAUAUAAAGAUUAUGUUUGUUCUUCCUCACAUAUUUACAUUUCAAAAACAAUUUACAAAGGAAAACGUAAUCUUGAAAUAAACAUAUCAAAUUUUUCAGAAUGUAUUUGGUACUUAAAAAACUUCAGUAAAUCUGUUCUCUGGAAAUCCUCCAACCACUUAGUAGCAGGAGUUAGUCUGGAGUAUUCUGACAAAUCUUACUUGGUGCUAAGUGGCAGUCUCCACGAGUUCUCAGAAGAAGUAACUAAUGAUGUUCUAGAGGUUCGCAUUCCCUCUAAAGAAUCUAAAGGGUUAGGUUUAUUUUAUCCCUAUUAUAGAUAUGUAUUAAGGGCUAGCUGUGCCUUGGGAGGCUGGAAGGCUGAUUAAAUGUCCUUUAAAGUUUGUCAAGCCAUACACUUUUAAAUUGGUUCACUGCAACGUUGAUUGUCACUACAAUCCUAAACUAGUUUCUACCACCAUGCAUCUAUCUACCUCUGCCAUGGCACUAGCUGACUUGGCAUUUCCUAUACCAGUGAGAACCAAAUUCUUGGUUGUUGUUUAGUCAUAGUGCAAGUAAGGUUUUAGAAUACUGCCAGAAAAUGCUUUUAUUGAUUUAUUCCUUGAAUUUGCAAUUGCAAAGCGAGAGGAUCCUUUACAGAGACAGUGACAAAUACGGUCUGCUUUCAUGUCUAAAGUGGAAUGCCUUAGAAGACAGCUGCCUCAAUUGUUGCCCUUGAACUUCACCAAUGCUUCCUUUGUCAGUGUAACUGUACACUGGCAUGAAAAACCAAGUGCACAAGUAGGACGGAGGCCUGGCCACAUGCCUUACUUAGGUUACACCAGUUAGUUGAUGGAAAAGUCUUCAGAGCACUUGGCAGCAGCAUCUUUUUUUUUUUUUUUUAACCGUUGUAUUUCUGGGUGUUAUACGUGUGUAAUUGUAAAAUAAAAACAAAAAUAUAGCGUUUAUUGUAUUAAAUAUAUCAAUAUUGUUAUUCUGAUAAGUGUACUAUAUUUCCAAGUUGAGAUAUAAAACAUUUACUGGAAUUCUCCAACACAUGUAGAGAAUAUAAACAUUCUAUUUAGAAAGUAAAGUUGUUUCAAACUUUAAUGAUGCCCUUAGAUACCAAACUUAAUUUCCGAGACUUUCUCAUUGCUCUAUAGUCUAUAGGAUAUAAUGUCAGAAGGCGAUAUAUGAUAUAGUAGGGUUGGUAACCUGGUGACACUAUCAGUUGCUGCUAUUUCGUCCCACUGUUUAUAUUUUACUUACACCAACCGGUGUUUAGAGAAUACAUCCCAUUGUUACUUAAUGAAUGAGCAUGUUGCUGCAGCAAUGCAACAGUGUUAUUGGCAACAUGCUUAGUCAUUAAAAAACAUUGUACUUUAUUUACCUGUCUUAGUGAGCAUGAGAAAUGUUGCACCUGUGUGUUUAAUGCAUGUCUUAAGAUAAGUUCAUUUUUGUGAUUAUGGCAGAAUAAAUUGAUUCAUUCCUAAUGUUCGUGAAACUAAAACCAGAAACAUUUUUAUCCAGACAUAACAUACAAUUAUUUUUUGUUGUAUUCCAUACUGCCCCUUUGUGAGGAUCUUGUUAGCGUUUUAUGGUAGGAUAUGUACAGAGUUGUGAUAGUUAAAGUGGACAAUGAUGCAUGCAAGAAAACACCAAAAACUAACCAAAAAAAACAAAACAAACAAAAAACAAAACAAAACAAACACAGUGCUUAAGGGUUUUUGUUAGCAUAGAUACAGUGCUGUGAAAAUAUUGGAGCUAUUGUGUGGAACCUCAAAGUGUCCAUUUUUAAAAAAAAACUUUUCACUACUAAAUAAAUUUGCCCCCCAGCAGCAUAUUAAACCACUUAUUAUAACACAUUAAUUUUGUUAUGUUAUCUGUUUCCUCUUUGUGACAUGUAGUGCCUUGUUAGCCUCUCCCUAACUCUGUACCUGUUAAGGAUCACAAAUGAGACAUUCCCAUUUAUAUCAUGAAAUGCCUGGUAUGUCAUCUGUCCUUAAAUGGUUAAUUCCGUGUGGUGUGCAAGGCAUUUCAAGUCACAUGCACAGAAAAGCCUGUUUCCUCCUGCUGUACCCAUACAUUACCAGCUUUAACUAGUAGCAAGCCAGUUGGUUCUAGAGCAUUUUGAAUGAAGUACAUUUUUGUAGGAGGCUCGUCUAGUCUUGGCCUCAUUACAAAAAAAAAGUUGUAAUAAAGUCACAAGACUAAGACAUAUGGGUAUGAUGACAACAGGUAUAUUGUCUGUGCAAUAGCAACCAAGUCAUAAAGUUGAGAUAUAUACAAAGACUGUCUUUGUGGCACGCUAGGUUCAGGACGUUUUGGUAAAUCUAAACGUUAACAUAGUUUGGGAACAGGCAUAGCAGUGAUUCAUGACUCCCUGGUGUUCAGUGCCACCUUUUCAUAGAAAAAAAAAUACCCUUCUGAUACCUGUAUGGGAUUGAACGGAUACAGACAUCUGAACUUCUCUCUAGAGUUAUGUUGAUCAUUUUUAAGUCUUGUGUUUUCUUUUUAAUGAAGAUUGGCUCAAUAUAUCCAAAUCACCUUAAACUCUUAAUGUUCCUUUGGCAUAUAGUGCCACUUAAGAGAUUUUGGAACCUUUUUAAAGGACCACUAUAGUGCCAGGAAAACAUACCCGUUUUCCUGGCACUAUAGUGCCCUGAGGGUGCCCCCACCCUCAGGGACCCCCUCCCGCCAGGCUCUGGAGAGAGGAAGGGGUUAAACACUUACCUUUCUCCAGCGCCGGGCGGGGAGCUGUACUCCUCCUCUCCUCCUUGCUCGCGACGUCAUCGGCUGAAUGCGCAUGCGCGGCAGGAGCCGCGCGCACAUUCAGCCGGUCGCAUAGGAAAGCAUUUGCAAUGCUUUCCUAUGGACGCUUGCGUGCUCUCACUGUGAUUUUCACAGUGAGAAGCACGCAAGCGCCUCUAGCGGCUGUCGAUGAGACAGCCACUAGAGGCUCUGGAGGCUGGAUUAACCCUCAGUAUAAACAUAGCAGUUUCUCUGAAACUGCUAUGUUUAUUAAAAAAAGGGUUAAUCCUAGAGGUACCUGGCACCCAGACCACUUCAUAAAGCUGAAGUGGUCUGGGUGCCUAGAGUGGUCCUUUAAUUCCUUCACUGUAGAAAGUUGGGAGCCAUUUAGAUUUUGAUUGCUGACAUCAUAUUCUUGCUGCAUACUUGUGAUGCAAUAUCGAAUUGACACCUCUGCAAUAAAAUAAAUAAAUAUAUCUAUUCAGCUGCUAAUUGUAACGAAAUACUAAAGUAGAUUAAAAUACUAUUAAUUUGCUGGGACACUUUUUAUUUUUUUUACAUUUUCUUUUAAUAAAAAAUAAUUUUAGUGACAGUUCUACUUUAUCUAUUACAUUUUUUUUACUGUUAUAAUGAUAAACAGGCUGGACAGUGUCUUUUGCUGGAGCCACAAAUUACUUCUAUUUUCUGCAAGUUUCUAUCCUUUAUCAGUCUGUCUAAUUAAACUGUCAGUAUUGACAAUUAUUGGUAGACAGGCCUAGUUUAUUGACUAAUGGAUGUGUUUGGAGGUGUUUUGUGACAUCUGUAAAAUAUGGCAGUGUUUUGUAACAUUAAAGGAUCACUAUAGGGUCAGGAACACAAACAUGUAUUCCUGACCCUAUAGUGCUAAACCCACCAUUUAGAUGGCUUGCCCCCCUUAGCCACCCUAUAAAAGUUUAAAACUCACCUUAUUUCCAGUGCCACACGGGUCUGCCGGUGCUAGCUCUGCCCCCUUUGUAACAUCAUCAAAAUGGCUGAUUUUUAGCCAAUCGAGUGCAUUGCAUUGGCUAAAAUCGGCACGGUGCGUGGCAAAAUGCUGUUUUGGCCAAUCAGGACCUCCUCAUAGAGAUGCAUUGAAUCAAUGUAUGUCUAUGAGGAAAAUGCAGCGUCUCCAUGCAGAGCGUGGGGACGCUGAAUGGCAGGGCUGCUUACUGAGCAGCCCCGAGCUAGGAAGCCCCUUCAGUGGCCAUCUAAGGAGUGUCCCUAGGUGUCCCUAGGGGCAAUGUAAACACUGCCUUUUCUCUGAAAUGCAAUGUUUGCAUGAAAAAAAGUCUGAAGGGAACUAUUAUACUCACCAGAACAACUACAUUAAACUGUAGUUGUUCUGGUGACUAUAGUGUCCCUUAACAGACACUGUAUAUUGUAGUGAGCAAAAUGAGUUUAAAGAUUCCGCAAAAGUGCAAUCUGUAAUACUUAGUGACUUUAAAAAGCACAAUAAACCUUCUUCCUGAUUGGCUAGUCAUUAUGCAUCCAUUUCUAGUAAUCACAGUUUUUCUAACUGAGGUAGAAAGUAGAUGUAUAGAUUUUACAACUUUGCAAACUAGAUAACGGGAUUGAGUUUAAUACCGGUAUGUUAAAAACCAAGUGUAAAGUUGAAACUAGUUCCCGUUAGUAAAAAAAACAAACAAAAAAAACCCCACUAACGACAAGAAAUUCUACUUUAGUGGUAUUUUUCGUCCUUAGUGACGCCUUAAUACCCCGGGCUAGUAAAUGUUCUUUGUAGAUUUUAUUUUUACAGUAAAUCAUAAAUUGCAUAAUUGGUGUAUCUUGACAUUUUCAUAUAUGAUAAUUUUACCUUUAAUCAGCCAUUCCCAGAAAUAUUAAAAAGUUAAAACAAUAGAAACUGCCUGACCUGCUGUCAACCUUAAUAUCCAUCAUGCUCUGUGCUUCAACGGUUUGCCGACUGAUGGGAUUUGUAUUCCAGAGCAGUUCACGUAGCAGAAACUCCCUCCGCCUAUCUUAAAUUAAUUUUAAAAAAAAAUAUGUUUGAAUAUGAUGCCCCUCACAUCCAUGUACAAAUUAUAGUUAAGUUGUUACUUUGUUCAAGUGUGAGUCAAAUUAAAUAAACUGUGAAUUUAAUGUUUUUUUUUGUUUUUUUUUCGGUUUUAAAUCAAAAGCUGAAAUGAAAGAGAUUAAUGCAAUGUAUUUGUUUGCAACUCACAAUUAACCUCAACCAAUCGUGUGUUUUUAACAAUCAGCCACGAAAGGGUUAAUCUGGUCUCCUGCUUGCGAAAGGAUUUUGGCCUACCCAAAAAACUGCCUGUAGCAUUGUUAUUUUGUCAACCAGCAGGUGUCACCCUGUAAUCAGUCUCACUGCAGGGUGCUGACUCAACAUUAUUCACAAGCAUUCUCACUUAGGAAUCCAAUCUAAAUCCAUUGCUUUGCAUCCAUAGCUUUGCCAGCAACAAAAAAAAAAAACUUUGAGCUUUUCACAGAUGCCCGAGUUUCAGACAUUGAGCAUUUACAUAACUGAACAGUAAUGCCCGGCUCACAGAAAGCAUAAUACAUAUCAGAAAGAAACGUAAAUUGUUUUACCGAUGAUUGAAAUGGCCUCACGUCAUUUAAUCUCUUCCAUUCCUAGAACCGCAAAGCCAAGGUACAAAUGAAUCAGUUUGCAAAAGCAGGGGUUGUCAUUCUUGGCAUAAAAAAGAGAUUUGCAGAGAUCAAUGGCUUUUUACAAACGUCAAAUUUAAAAAAAAAAAAUUGGGUGUCAUGACAUCAAUACUUUUUUUUUCUUUCUGUAACUUUAUCAUUGUAGUACAUAUAAAAGUAGAUGAUAAAAUAUUCUGUAAAACUGCCAGUUACGUUACUAUUUCAAGUUAUCCAUUGAAGUUUUGCAGACAGGCUGAUUAAUGAAUUACUAGAUCUUGCGUAAAAUGACUUGGCCUGAUUUUUAAACAACUACCACUGUUUUCUUUGCCAGUCUUGUGACUAGCGUUAAUGGGUUUCCCCUCACCGAACCUCUAUAGAAUUUUUUAACAGAGUUUUUUUUAAUUUUCUUUUUUUCUCUUUUCUCCUUCAGUGUCAAAUGCUCUGAGAAUUAUUGACUAAACAAAGUAUUGCAGAGAAUCGAAAACCAAAAGGCAAAUGUUAAGCUAGAGAUUUUUUUUUUCUUCCUAAAAACGUUCCUACAGUUUUGAUUUCAAUUAUCAAUUCUCUCCAAUUAAUGCUUAAGUAAAUUACGAUAAAUAGUCAGACUAACCUUAAAACUGCAAUAUUCUGAAAACUAUAUUUUGCAUAAUGCUAUGCCUACCGUCUUUGAAAAUGUAGGUCAUAAACAUAAUUUUGAUGUGGGAGAAAAAUGUAAUUAUUGCUGAAUAGUUGGUGGUAUGUGCCCUUCGAUGCCAAAUAUACAUGAUUUAUCACACUGCGUUUACACUACCGCAGACCCCUUGUGUUUAGAGCAAGCACAAUGCUUAACUCAGGAAUGAGCUCUGAACUCUGGAAGGUAGCCUCACAGCUAUGUGUAAAAGGUUAUUGCUCGGUGAAUACUAAAAUAAACUUGAGGUUCAGCCGCAGCUAGCAAUCAUAUGACAUUUUUAUAUGCUUCAAGGGAUUAUGAAGUGGUUUAACUUUAUUCUAAUGCUGUAAAAGUAGCUUAAAUUGAAACCUUGCUAGUGUGCCAGAGGGGUUUGUUAACUUUUGCCAUGUGUCAUUAGUCCUUUGUAAGGGAGACCAACACUAUAGUCUGUAUAUCCAAAGUUCACAGAGUUUGCUUGUUACUGAGUUGAGGUUAUUGUACAGUAGCUUUCCACUGCAGGCUGAAAAACAAUGUAUUUCUCAGCAGCCUUUUUAAAAAGCAUGCAUCACCUUUAGCUGAGCAUUAUGGGAGUUGUAGUGUCACAGCUUGCCUUGUGACAAGGCUUCACAUACCCAAAUACAUGCUAAGUUAUGCAUGCCAACAUUUUAUAUAGAAUUUUAUGUUUGUGACUUUGUCUUGGCUGCUUAAAGGGAUCACCUGAAUCUAAAGAAAGUUGUUAUGGUGCCAGGAUAGAAACAUAGAAACAUAGAAUGUGACGGCAGAUAAGAACCAUUUGGCCUACCUAGCCUGCCCAAUUUUCUAAAUACUUGCAUUAGUUCCUGGCCUUAUCUUAUAGUUAGGAUAGCCUUAUGCAUAUCCCACGAUACCCCAUUCCCGAAUGGUUUAGCCUCCAGUGUUGAUCCUCAGGUCUCCCAGGCGGCAUCUGGCUACUGAAUCUCUGUUUCAGGAAGCGCCGAGUGAUGCCGGGCAGGGAGCUGUCGGCUAAUGCUCUCAGCCAAUUAUUGACUCCCCAUUCAUAAAAGAGAAUUGAAAAAGUUCUGUUUCUUUUUAAGCCAGUGUUAUGAAUGGGGAGUCACUGAAGAAUGCGCUCGGAGGCAUCAUGGCACCAUAACAACUUAAUUUAGAUUAAGAUAACAUUUCAGAUAAUGUUGAAGGUUGACUGAGAGGGGGGGGUGGAUGGAGGGGUGACUCCUGGCACCAUAUUUACCAUAGUGUACUGUAGUGGUUGUGGUGUUUGGAAUGUUCCUUUAAAUUUCAAUUCCUUCCAAAAUCUAUAGACUUAGAGUAUUUAUAUGCCGCAAAGAUUUGUAUUUUAUGACAUUAGUUAAUUUAAUUGAGCAAGUUUAGGAGACAGACGAGUCUGUAAUUUGUUCCACAAUAAAUAACAAACAAAACUGACACAGAGUCAAGUUAUUAAAGUUUACAAGACUAAUAAAAAGACUUUAACUUGGCUAUAAAAAAAAAAAAAGGUUACAAUAGUCUAAAUGUACAUUUAACUUUAAUGUCCUAAGCAAUUUGAAAUAGUUUCUUUUUAUUGUUUGGUGAGCACAAUUAACCUUUUGUCUAAAAAAAAAGCUACAUCCUGCAUCUCCUUUUGAAAUAAGUGGCUCAAGAAAUAUCAAACCAGCCACCAUUUUAAAACGAUUCCAGAGACGGUUUGCCGUUUGAUGGUCUCCCUGGUGUCCUAGCACUCAAUAAUAUUAAGAACCAAAGGCAACACCUAUUUGUCAUUCACUCAGCCUCUCAGGAUAAUAAUGCCCCAAAUGGGGUGCUCUGGGUGCCAAAUGGUGAUGCUCCUUGGUAACAUCCAGAACAGGUGGCUUUGCAUUGUAAGUGCAAGAAGAAAGUUUGAGAUAUGGUGUCAAUAUCCUGUAUUGCCAUUAAAGAAUGUACUCAGAUUCCUUAAAAAUAUAUUAAUCGAUUAAGCCAUGCAUGUAUGACAUAAUACGUGCUACAUGUCUUCCCUAACACUUCCUCCAUCCCUCACUGCUAUUUCUGUACAAUAUUGGCAUGAGUGGAUGAAUAAGUGUGCCAUCCCACUGUUUCUUUACCACGUUAUUUGCCUGUGGUAGUAAUGGGUAAUAUAAGGCAAGUUUUUUUUUAAAUGUACUGCUUUCUGUUUAAUUGUAUUGUGCAUUUCUAUUAAUUUUUUAUUGUAAAUUUUUGAGUUUCAUUGUCAGGUAACAAGCAAAAACUCUCCAUUGAGCAUCCAUUUCUUCCCAAAUGUUCAUCUACCAAAGUUUCAAUGGAAUGCACAGCAUAAGAAUGCAUGUGUUUGUUUCAAUUUUUAAUCAGUGGCGGUUGUUGUAAUUGAAAGGAACACUAUAGUGUCAGGAAUGUAAACAUGUAAUCCUGACACUAUAGAAUUAAACUUCCUAUGUAGGUUUCCGGCCCCCUCCAGAGCAGUGGAAAUGGGUUUAAACUUACCUCUUUUCCCACACUGCGCUGGUCUCGUGCAGCUGGCCCCGCCUCACUCCACCUCCAUGGCUAAGGUCAUCAAAUUUGAUCAUCUCAGCCAAUCCAAUGCUUUGGGAGGUUUUGCAAAUUCGCAGCAAAAGGCUGUACUGCGCCAAUGAGCAUCUCCUCAUACAGAUGCAUUGAAUCAGUGCAUCUAUCUGAGGAAGCUCAGCGCCUCCAUACAGAGCGUGGAGACACUGAAUGCCGUCUGAGUGACUACCAGUAGACAUGUUAUUAGGCAACAAUGUGAACACCUUUUAUCCGAAAAGGCAGCGUUUAAAGUCCUAACACUGCAGGAACAGGCUUUAGACACCAGAACCACUACAUUAAGCUGUAGUGGUUCUGAUGACUAUAGUGUCCAUUUAAAGAUGAUGGUCGGCUGCCCCCCAUGACUGGUAGGACUCCACCUUUUUAACCCCAUGAGAUGUUAUACUCUGUUCAAAGCCAGCUGCAUCUCCAGUGAUCAAUAAAGCGGUAAAUGGAUAAUGAAGAUAUAAUCAUCACACACGUUUGUUUCUAACAUGCAUAUCAAUAUUCCUUAAAAUAGACUUGAUUUUUAAAAAUUUUUAUUUUGCAACAAAAACUGUGUGGGGGGAGGGGGGCGCUGUCCCACCUCCCCCCAUGGACCAGUCUCCACUGGUCUUAAUAAAAGGGGCAACUUUUAGUUUAUUCCAUAAAAAUAGGCCUCAGUAUUGCAGUUGUCCUUCUUCUGCAAUCUUUUAAUGGCAUCUUAUAUGGCUAAUUGCCUUGUACCAAUAACUUUCGACAUUGAGUACAACCUUCCUGUUUGUCCUUGAUCGAGUGAGUGCUGAAAGAUUAGGCCGACAAAAAUGUACAUAUUAGUAUGAGAAAAAAUAAGACAAUUACUUUGACAGCUCAUAUUGUAUGAUGGCUUGUGUGGCCCUGUGCCAUUCUCAAGCACAUGAUCUCGUUGCUAGAAAUGAUCUUUCGGUUCAAUCCUGUUAUACAGACAUUCCAUAGUACUUGCCAACUCUUCAUCAGUAAGGGACAAGGUUUAAAGUACUUUCUGUUUUUAGUAAACCUGUUUUUUUACGCAAUGUUUCUUUAUUCCACUGGAAUUUUUUUAUUUUUUUUAAAGUCCAUACUACAAAAUGCAUUUCUUAGAAUCAAAGGCAAAGUCCCGGGAGUACACUGUGUUCUUUAAACUGUCACACAUCUAAAUACAAACUAGUGUCAGCUGCCUCACAGACAUUUAGAGAUAACUAGUGUGAGUGUUUAAAUGGCCCUCUUUGCCACAGGUCUUCAUAAAUUCAUUCUGGUCACAGUCUCCAUAAACAUCUGUUUUAGUGUUACAACUAUUUUGUGAAGUACUCUGUUCUGUAACAGUCUAUAAAGUAGCCUAGCCGCACUACUGAAACUAUUUUUCCCCAAUCAUUUGUAGCUUUUUCACACAGUGGCGAUAUAUAUAUUUAUAUAAUGGCAAUAUAUAUACAUAUAUGUAAAUAGUGUAGAUUGGAUUAGCCGUAUUAGUCUAUUAGACAAGAUGCCAAAAUACCAGAGUAUUGCAGUAUGCAAUGAUACCUUUUUUUAUUGGACUUGCUUCAGACCUGAGGAAGAGAGGAAACUCUUGAAAGCUUGUCUUUGAAAUAUUAUGUUAGUCCAAUAAAAAAAGGUAUCAUUGCAUACUGCAAUACUUUGGUAUUUUGGCAUAUAUAAAUAUAUAUAUAUAUAUAGGUCAGGGACAAUAAGCUGAGUUAUAGUAGUGGUGGUGUAAGUCAGUUGUGGUGUCCCGAAACCGACAUUCGGGUAGGCCUGUAAGAAGAAGGCCCACCAAAAUUGAAUGGCAUAAUAAAGGGAGCGGUGGGUUGGCUGAACCAGGAAGUAUUGGCUCAGAGGAAGGGAAGGCCUGUGUUUUUAUAGGCCAUGUAACCCUCACCACAACUACAAGCUCCGUCUACAGGCUUAGCCUUCCUAUAUAUACAUCAUUUCUUACUGGGCCAGAUUUCAGAAGUGUUUUAAGUUUAUAAUAUAAGGCACACUCAUGUGAUAUAGUGAAAUAUAAUACACUUCAGCUUCUCUGGCCUUAAAUUUGAAAUUCACUUUGAUUUCUCACUUUAGUAAAUGUGCUCUGCCAUCAGUCAACAUUUGUAGUGACACAAGAUGACCUGAAACUUGUGUCACCUAAAUAUGCCAGGCAGUACACCUAAUUUAGACAUUUUGAUGUUCCCUUUACCUUUAGUGCUCUUAAAGUGGCACCUUCAAUGUCUGGGAACUUUGCAGAAUUCACAAAGACCCCCGACUGUGACAUUGCCACUGGGGGUCUGAGGCCAGGUAGGGCAGGUAAAGGUGAGUACUACUUACUACCUGUCCCUUGCGUGGCUGCCAUCUUCUCCUGGCGGGUGUUCUGAGUAUUUCAUAAAGAUUCUAUGAUUGUUUAUCGGGAGAGAAUGGGGGGUGACAGUGCCGCUUUAAGGUUGAAAACAAAAUAAGCAAGCUGAAGAAUUUUCCCAACAUGGAAUUUUUGGCUAAAUUUUGCUUGUCAUUUCUUACCUGUCAUCAGCUGGCUAAAACAAAGGGAUUUGGGAAUUAAGGACUGCUACAAAAUAUUUAGAACCUGUUGCUUGGAGAGAAUGCAUUUCUAAAGAUCAAGUGUGCCAUCUGUCUCUCAAUGAAAGUUACAGGCCUCUGUGAUAGAUAAGUCACCCCCUUUGGUAUUCUAAAUCAUUAAAAUCUCAUCAGUCCAAGAGGAGUCAUCCCAGUCUUAUCAACACCUUCCAUCAAAGCGUUCUGGUUCAAUUAUAGAUUUGUGUCUCCUACUUGCCCAUGUUGCAGAAGAGCUUUACUGGUUGGUAUGAAUCAGUCAGGCUCACAUAUAGAAUUUGUCUUAGGAUCUCAGCUACAAUUAAGAAGACCUUGAUGGGUCAUUAUCUUUGACACUCGGUAGGACAUACCUUUUGUGUAAUGAAGAAAAGAUGAGUAUUAUUUUGUAAUCGUUGCAUUUAUCUCGAAGAGACAGGGAGCUGAAGAGGACCAUGGUUUGUUGCACAGGGCUUGACCUCUCCUUCUGUUGCAAUUUGUCCUUUCCUCUUAUGUUCUCCACUGUCAAGGAUGAAAUAGUGUUAACCUUUUGAAUCUCUGAAGCCUGAACAACACACAUUUUGGUCUUUAUCAUUUUAAAGGUACUUUGUCAUUAAUAACAACCAAAAAUAAUAUUUCUUAUUGUGCAUUUAAAACUAUGAUAGUGCUAAACCAAUUGUGUCAAGUUUGGUAUUUUGUUUUGUGUUUUUCUUUAUUUUUGUUUAAAUUACACAGCUUAAGUUCAUGUCUUUUUAGUAGGGCAUGCAUAUGACUUCCAGUCAUGCUAAGGGUCUGUUUUCUUAAUACUAUCAGCUAAUUCAUCUUAUCAGGACCUCCUUUGACCAUGCAGCACAUUGAAGUGACACACUCAACUUAAAACAAAUUAUCUCUGGUGUGUGUGUUGGAAAAUAGCCAUUAGGGAGAAAAAAAUUAACUACCUAUGUUUCCAGAUCAACUAUCUAGGCCAAAAAUGUGAAAUUUCCUGGUCAUAUCCCAACAGUUCAUGAUUUACUGAAUAAUUCUGUUUUUUACAAGUGAUUUUGUAAAUAACCCCAUCAGUGUUUAACUGGCAAUAACACAAUGUUUAACAGUAUUUGCUGUAUGACAGAAUGUCUAGCAACCUCAUCAACUUGCAUCCUAAUAAAUAUGUAUACUGAAAAAUAAAAGAAAAUACGGUAAUCACAUCGCCUUGGCAGGAGGAUAGUAGUGUUAUAUGGAUGGGUUUUGUAGGAAUAUGAGAUUCAUAUCGAUUGUUAAUUCAUUUCAAAUUUGAGGACAAAAUAGCAAACUUGAAAAAUUCAACUACGUAUCCAAAUCAGCUAACUUGGCCUCAAAUUUAAAAUUCACUUUGGAUUCCAUGCAAUCCUCAAUUUAGUGAAUAACCCCGAUAGCUUUUUUUUCCAGCUGUUGUUAGACUGCAGUUCAUAUCAUGCUCUGAAAUUUUAGCUUGAUGGGAAUUGUAGUCUGUUUUAAUUAUUUACUUCCUAGAGGGUUAACGAAUUAAACAAACUUGGGAAGAAAGUCUAUUUUUCUCCCCUGGGUAUGAUAUAGUCGGAGAUGUGAUGCUCGGGGUGCUUGCUAAUAAGAUAAUAUUUUAUAAAACAGCUGGUAUGAAAGGAUGAUAAAGCAUGUGAUGCAGUGGAAAAUGCUUGCAAGGUAGGGAUAUCUGUAUACUGAAGGGUAAAUACCAGUAGGUGGUAAUUCAGCAUGCUCGGCAGUUUGUUACUAUACACACCUGACCCCUGCUGCACUUUGCCAAGCAAUAUUUAGCUGACCUCAUCCGUAGAUCAGAGGUCAUGACAGGGGUCAACCUGUUGCCCUUUAGUUUGUAUUGAUGAUCCAUGGCUCCUGUAGACUGUCAGGGUGAUGUAGGAGUAGCAGUCCGAGAACAGCUGAGAUUCGCAGUCUGAGAUACCCCUGGGUUAGACGUUCUCAGACACAGACUUGUGAAUGAUUUCUGUUGGCAGUUGCUAAACUUAAGGCUAUUUUAAAGCAGUGCUUUGAAAUCGAUAAGGCGAUUGCAUGUGGUUUGUCUAAGGAAUGUCUCCGGGCCCUAAAGUAUGUAAACAACAUGGAUACAGCACCGGGCUGAGAAUAAAAGGGAAACAAUGUAUAAUCGUGAACCUGUCACCUUAAAAAUAUUAAUCAAUAAAGAAAAAAAACUUUCAGACAUACCUUUAAAAAAACAACAACAAAAAACAACAACCCAGAAAUAAUAGAUUUGCCUUUGUGCCAUUUUGAGAGUCCCUAUAUCAGUGUUCGAGUAAAUGCUUUAGCAUGCUUGCAUCUCUGUGAAAUGACCCACUGAUAUCAUCUAGUUUUUCAUUGGACCCAAUAUCCUGCCACCAAAAAUACCCCAGGAACGUGUAUAACCCUCAGCCAACUUGGAGUUAUUUACUACAUUCCAAAUGUGAUAAUUAUCAAGUGUCUAUUACAAAAUGAUCAUAUUUCAGAUCUGCCCUGAUAAUCUCUGUGUUUAGUAAAUAGACUCCUUUGCGACGAAGACUGACCUUUGGUAUUUCGGCUGUUGUAGAUAGUCUUUGCCAUAUAAUCAAUCAGUGUUCUACUAGUUGGGAUUCUUUACCAACAGUUUGUAAGACUCACCAGGCAAAGUUCAUCCAAUGUCUGGCAGUGACAUUAAUGAAUAAACGUUAAGAGAUUUGUAAUAAAAGAAAAACGUCCUUUAUGUAACAAUAUAAAAAUCUAAUCGAGGCUCAAAGGUCAGUGCAACAUUCCAACAUUACUCUAGGCGAGAGAAGUCAUACGUACAGCUUGAAGUUACGUAAUCAUUUGUGUCACUGUACUUGCAAUUGUGCCUAAAACCAACUCGCUUUUCAGUACACCAGGCUGUGAGCUUCAGAAGGCUUUGGCAUCAAUUACUUACAGAUAAAGACAGGUAAAUUUAUAGAUUUACAGACCUGAAAAUGUCACUGCAAUGAAAAGGGGUAUAUUUUAGUUUUUAAGAGGUGAAUCUACUUGUUAAAAUAUUACUAUCAUCACUUCCCUAAAGUGAGAUUUAAUUCAAAGUGAAUUCACGGUGAAUUUCACAUUGUAGGCUAAGGUAGCCAAACUGUAAGGAUAGCUGAUUUAGAUAAUAUUUUCAUUUUGGCUAUUUCUACCUUAAAUUUGAAAUUCACUUUCACUUCUCUCUUUAGUAAAUAACCCAGUGUGACUUUUCUACAUCUAGUUUAGAUGGUAUAACUGCAAGAGUUUGUAGUCUGGACAUUGUUUUACUGUGGUCAAGAACAUAUUUGUAAUUCUAGCUUGUUAAGAAUAUCUUGUUGGGUUUGAUCAUCAUAUCAAAUUUCAAGUAACGGAUGAAGACCCAGAGUUCAUCUUUUCAGUGGUCAUGUCUAGAAUGCAUAGGCAGGGGUCCUCAAACUCCGGCCCCCCAGAUGUUGCUACAACUCCCAUGAUUCUCUGGCUAUCUAUGUAAUUCAAAGAAUCAUGGGAGUUGUAGUUCAGCAACAUCUGGGGGGCCGGAGUUUGAGGACCCAUGGCAUAGAGACUUUAUGUUACAGAAAAUGUUUCUCUAUGCUAGGCUGGCUGAGCAUCAUGAUAAUUGUAGUUAACAUCUUUUGAAGUGGGAAUGGUUAGCAAGCAUUUCUUGAGAGAUAUUUGGUAUGAUGCUUUUUUUUUUUUUUUUUUUUUAAACGAUGGGGGAUGGACUAUUACAUCCCUGCUGAGUGGCUAUUACAGAAUGUGCAAAGUGUGACCUUUUAAUUUAGCUUUAUUUUUUUCACUAGAAAAUGUAAAAAGAAUAUAAGAUGAAUCACUUCACCCCUGCAUAUAUACACACUCACAGCAACACAGAGUCUGCCAAAAAGGUGGACAUUUAAAGAACGAUAACGAGAAAAUAGCUAAGUGAAUCAGAACUAUAAAAAGCCCAGCAAUUACCAAAAAUGGAAGCAUAUGCCAGUUAUCUGCAUCUCCUAGGUUGAACAAGUUUUCUAGUAUUUAAGAUAAUUCUCUAGUGGCUUCUAUUUAUAGGCCAAGGGUAAGCUUCAGUAAGAGCUUUUCACCAACCUGCCCUUACAGACUAAGCCAAUAAGCUGCCUGACUUCCAUAUUACACGGCACAGAUAUUAAAUAAGACAUUAAUAGAUCAUUAAUAUAGAAAUGAUUAACUCACAUUGUUGCAACCAGCAUAUAGAAAUGAUUAACUCACAUUGUUGCUGUUUUCAAGGAUUUGAUACACUUUUAAAGAUUUUGACGCCUUUCAAGAAUUGCUAGAUUUUUAUUUACAUCUAAGUUGUUAUGUUUUGUGUUUGUUUGUUUUUCUAAAUUAUGGCUGCUAGCAGUAUGUUCUCUGUAAACCCUAGUAAUUUGUUCCCCGCAAGUAUUAACAUUUUGGGAUGGAAAACAUGCUAGUGGUUUAUCAAUUCUGAGCACUUAUUAUCUCUUACAACUGCUAGUUUAUUGUUUCUCAUAAACACUAAAAGUUAUUUGUCUACAAUAACCUCCCCUCCCCUUAGUAUAUCAAUGCAGCAUUCCUGUUACACCGCACACAACUCAUACACCAAGAUUCCGAUGAGAGAGUGUCACUGUAAGAGGAGCCUUUAUCAGCUCUUGGCAUUACUAUUUUAAUUAUGGGUCUUGUGCUCAGACAAUAGAUUUAGGGUGUCUCUUCUUUAAAUUUUGGGUGUCAGUGACUUUGAUCAAUAUUGGCAAUUCUGUAAAUGCAAGCUUAGAAAUUCAAUAGUGGCACCCAACUCAUACCACGUCAAUUCUAGUUGGUAAAUCUUGAACAGUCGCUGUCUUGCUGUUACAACUAUACCAAGUCGGUUGUUUACUAUGUAUUGACUUAAGCUGACCCAUGUCAAUUAUUCAAUUGAGGGGAUGUCAGAUCAAUUAUACUGAUAUUACAACUUGAUCAAACAUACAAAAGGAACUCCCCUAAACUAAAAUAUUGCAUUGAAGACCCCUCCUCCGUUCCUCACAACAUGUGCCAUAUUUCUAUUUUUACGAUCUUUUUGGAAUAAAGAGAAAUGUCGGGUAAUAUACAAAGUAUCAGCAUUGUACUGACAUUUCUUUCCAUGUAAUGUGUCAUCUGAGAGAUAUGGCUAAUCAGAGAAACUAAUGUCAAGACAAGAAUAGUAGGAGCAUACAUUUUAAAGGCACAGUUAUAAGCAUCAGUUAGCUAGCACGUGAUACGCAAUUUCUAGUUUAACUUUCUAACGUGUCAAGAUUAUUAUUAUAUAGUUCUUUAGUUUUAUUGUAGUCUCAGACAUGUGUUCAUUAACUUUAUUUUAUUACAUAGAACAAAUUAUAUUAAUUUUGGUACAUUAUUUGCGUUCUUUGUUCAAGGGUUACUCCAAGCACCUUGACAACAUCAUUGUUGUGAGGUGGCUAUGGUGCCCGGAGCUGUAAGUGUAGAGUUUUUCUAUGAAACACUGCACAUACAGAGUUUAACCCCUUUGCUGCCAGACACUCACCUCCUGUAGUGUCAUAGGGUCUCAAACUAUUGUAAAAUGUUUUUUUCCCCAUUAUCGGAGGAUGGCAAAAUGGUACUCCUCACAUCAUAGUAUAAAUCCAAAAACUAGGAUGCAUUCCACAGCUACUAAAUAAUAAUUAAUGCUUUAUUCUCAUAAACUAAAGAUAAAAAAAAAUACAGAACAAAAGACACAGUUAAAGGAACACUAUAGUCACCUAAAUUACUUUAGCUAAAUAAAGCAGUUUUAGUGUAUAGAUCAUUCCCUUGCAAUUUCACUGCUCAAGUCACUGUAAUUUAGGAGUUAAAUCACUUUGUUUCUGUUUAUGCAGGCCUAGCCACACCUCCCCUGGCUAUGAUUGACAGAGCCUGCAUGAAAAAAAAAAACUGGUUUCACUUUCAAACAGAUGUAAUUUACCUUAAAUAAUUGUAUCUCAAUCUCUAAAUUGAACUUUAAUCACAUACAGGAGGCUCUUGCAGGGUCUAGCAAGCUAUUAACAUAGCAGGGGAUAAGAAAAUCUUAAUUAAACAGAACUUGCAAUAAAGAAAGCCUAAAUAGGGCUCUCUUUACAGGAAGUGUUUAUGGAAGGCUGUGCAAGUCACAUGCAGGGAGGUGUGACCAGGGUUCAUAAACAAAGGGAUUUCACUCCUAAAUGGCAGAGGAUUGAGCAGUGAGGCUGCAGGGCCAUGUUCUAUACACCAAAACUGCUUCAUUAAGCUAAAGUUGUUCAGGUGAUUAUAGUGUCCCUUUAACAAAGGCUAGAAAGUGUACAAUCGCUCAAUACCAUUAGUUACCAUCAAUAGCCUACAAGGACACAAGCCACAAAACCCCCAAUGCUUUGGCCCAAACCGGAUGCUUCUCUCUAGGGAAUAAAGCAUUGAUUAUUAUUUAGUAUUUACUGGUUUUUUUUUUAUUUGUGCUACUUCUGUUGGCACUUAGGGGAGUGUCCACCUGAGUUUGCACCCUAUCAUUAACCUGCCUCCAUGCAGUAUUGCUGUUGUAUAACUCCUCACAUCAUAACCAUUACAGUUGGGGGUAGUGCCCUUGAUGGCUGGAGUAUCUCUUUAACCAUAUUCUGAUUGCUCCAUGCUUUAAUUACUGACCUGACUCUUAUAGUAACAUCAUUUUAGGGUGAGAAAGACUUUCUCAUCCAUCAGGUUACAUUUUAAAGCAUCCUGUUGCUACUGUUGAUCCGGAAGAAGGUCAAAAACCAUACAUUGAAAUGUUUCAGGUUCUACCUAAACAAAACAAAACAAAAAACAGAACAAUGUACAAUUUGAUUUCUCUCAUGUAAUCAAGAUGUUAUUAAAGAUGUUUGUAUUUACUCUAAAAAAAAAAAAAACAAUAUGCUUCCUUGCUGUGGGUAAAAUCUAAUUUUACUGAAUUCCAAAUUGAUCAUGUGCGUUAUGACAGUCAUGUUAGUGACCAGAGACAGAGACUAAUCUGCAUUGAAUGUAUGUAUUUGUAUGUUUUAUUAUCUCCCAUAAUCUAAGUAUUUUAUCCUUUUCUCUGUUCAGAUUAUUCAUAACAACUCGUGUCAGCAUUUUUUUUCUUCUGUCAUGCCCUUUUAAUUUCUAAAGACUGCGAGCAGGGCAACUCAACCCUUAAUUUCUACUAUUUUCAGUAGCCUAACCUUGUUCUAACUUCACAAAAAUAUACCGGGUUGCAGAUUAUUAAAAAGAGGACCUGAUUUCACCUUUAAAAUUGAUACAAAUAAAAAUCACACACCACAAAAGCUAACAUUAGACAACCUUAGAUGGACAUGGAAGCAAAACCUAUCUUAUCGUCAAGAGAGGCGCUGUGUAUGUAGCGGGGAAGUUUCAAAAAUAUGAUUAACAGAAUACAGGAGGAUGGUACCAAAGAUUCAUAGCACCAUAAUUGCUACAAACAUUUAUAGGUGGUUUUGGUACAUUGAGUGCCCUUUAAUACACAAACAUAGUGACUAGUCUUUUAAUCCAAUCUUCAUGGAUACUUUUCCAAAGUCAAGUUGUGCUGUUGAAACAGCCUCCCCUUAGUGAUCUCAGUCUAGUACAAACCAUCUUGCCACACGUAAUUCAUUUAUUUACUAAUCAGCAAAUUACUUCGCGCAGUCAGUAAAUGUUAGGGGCUGAACACUGAUAAGAUCAUUUGCUUUCAGGUGUUUUCUCAAAGUUGCUCUCAGCAUCAAGUAUAAAUUGAAAAGAGUGACCUUUUGAUACAGAAUCAAAUUGACUGAAUUUCUAAAGAUUCACUAGUUUCAAUUACCAUAAAUUUUUCAUAUUGGGCCUGCAACCGUUGUGCUGGCUGCAGCAACACUAUAUCUUAUCUUUUGGAUUGUUAAUUCAGUCACUUUUCUGAUUUCCUGUUCCUGGAGAUUUUUUGUUUGUUCACCACAUAACAUGCUAAGUGUCAAGGACAUACAAGAUAUGAAGUUUACAUAAGUAAAAUCUAAUCACUAAUUGACUGGAAAAAAAAUAAUGGCGCUUGUGAAUGGCGCUUUAGGAUCACGGGAUAGGACUUUUCCUUGAAAUUCAAAUUCUUUGCACUUAUGAAGAUAACAAUGUACUUUGAUUUAUUGUUUUAAUCCUGUUUCUCUGAUGCUUGAUGAAGAGUUUUAUUACAGUAUUCUGUCACUGUCUGGGGUCUUUGCAUCGCCAAGUCCCACAAUGGCGACAUCACUGCUGGGUGUCCAGUGGCCAUGGGGGGCAAAGGAAGAUAGGUUACACUUACCUGAAUCCUCUUCCUUUGGACCUCUAUAGCUCUUGGCAGGAGUCUACAACAGCACUAUAACCUCAUGUAUGCGUGAGUGUACAGCAUUGAGGUCUUGGGGGAAUCACGUGAGACCGUAGGAUCCUCCAAAGAAAUCGCUUUUUUCCCUACAGCCAUCACUGGUAGCAGAUGGGGGAAAUGACAAGCUUGACAAAAAGGUAACUCUGCCUUAUUGCCAAGCGAAAGAAAAAUUUGUAGACAAAGUAGUGCCUACUUUGUCUCAGUAUAUCUUUUGACUUGUUUGGAAUUUCUGUGCAAUUCCAACUGAGUCAAUAUGAGUAUUUCAUAAAGAUUUUAUCUUUAUGAAUUGCUCAUUUUGGAUUUGGGGUGACAGAGCUGCUGUAAAGGGUUCCUCCAACCAAAAAACAGUGUUUUUCAUAAAGCACUGGUUUUGGUUAGAAUAACAAUUUCUGAGAUGGGCUGCCACUUCUGUCGUUGUUCUCUCUGCAGCCCAAUCCUCCAUGCCUGACGUCACUCACAGUGUAGCGGAAAGGACAGGGGUGGCACUAGGGUGACGUGGAUUGCUGUGUUUUGUUCUGGACUGGCAAAUGACACUUCUGAAGGUGGUGUUUCACCAAUGUGCAGCAAUUUAAAGAGAAACGCUGUACAUACAGAUGCCAGGCACCAAGACCACAUCAGAAGAUGGAAACAAGAAUACUGAAGGGCAAAGAUAAAUAUUUGCCAACUAGGUAUAGCUUGGUAAUAUACUUACAUGGAAGGAUGGGUGGAUAGGUUUAAAUCUGAGGAAUUUAUUGUUAUUAGUAUUAGGUAUGAUUUGCAAGCUAUGUUAAAGAAUGCUACUUUGUAGCUACAGCAGUAUGGUAAGACGAGGGCUGAUGUUAAAAUGAAGGUUGAGGACUUGGAACUGGCACCUAACCAAUUCAAUGUUCUAUGACGAUACUGCAUGCAAUCAAAUAGUGAUUCUGUGUUUUGAGCAUUGUAUGUUUUUAGUAUUCUGUCACGUGAUCAUAAACCCUUUUAUAUGACAUACGUUUGGAAUAUAGAAGAUUCCACGCUAAUACCAGGUACUGAUUCCAGUCUAGGGAUAUAUAUAUAUAAUCCCACUCCUGACCUAAAUACGACAAAACACUUGUAAAGGUGACAGAUAGUCGACAAUAUUUUAAAAUAAAAUGUGUUAAUACAUAUUAAAAUACAUUCACAAAUGUGAAGAACAAAUGAGGGCGAGAGCUAGGUACCUGGGCUACCAUCAAAGUGUUUUGCAGUGAAGCAUUGAAAUGUUGUGUGCAUGUACAUGGUGUCUGUCAUGCGUGCCGCAGUGCCAAGGAACAAUAUAGUGUUAGGAUUGCAAUCCUGUAUUCCUCAAGCUAUAGUGUAUCUGUCCCUAAGUUAGAGAUGAUCCCCUCCUUCCCCCUCCCCCCAAAAUAAAAUGAAUGAAUGAAUGAAAGGAUUUACUUACCCUUUUCCAGGGCGGAGACUCCCUUGGGGCUGCUCACCUCUCCGCCUCCUGCGAUGUCAUCAAGAAGGCAUGGCUUCCUCCGCUAUGGUUCAAUCUGAUACUCCUCAUACAUGAGCACAGGGGACCUGAUGCAAAUGACAGCUGUAUCUACAAAACAGCAAUGUUUGAAAUGUUUGAAAUGUUUGAAAAGGACAAGGACUCUGCACACGGACCACUUCAUUGAGAUGAAAUGGCCUAGGUAUAAUUAGAGUCCCUUUAAUAUCUCCUAAUUUUCUAAUGCAUUGGCUGAAAUUGUAAAUCCAUAAACUGGUCUCCUACCUUUUAUCAAAUUCCAUAUCCCACUUGCUGCAAGAACUGACCCAUAAAUUUAGGCUGUCGUUUAUCCCAGCGCUGUGAAUGUGGCUUUAGCAUCAGCUGUUUUGAUGAGCCAUCUGCCUGGCAACGAGUACCUCAAACCUAAAAUUAUAACUCCUGUUUUUCAUCUGUAUGUCAAUAACUUCAGCUGAAUUCUUCUAUAUAUCAUUCAGCCUCCUUUUGACUGUCGUUUUAUGGUGUUCUCCCCAAGGAACUGCUUUAUAGAGACCAUAUUUCACCAUUUGUCUCCAGGAUCCCUACGCAAAACACAAUGCCUAGCAGGUUAAGUUAAUGCAAAUGUUUGACACCAUAAAGCUAUUGGACGUACAUAACAAGCUGUAAGGGAGAGCGAUUUCUUUUAUUUUUAACUUGUGAAAGCCAAGCUAUCUAUUUCAUAUCUCUGGAUGCAGAGAAAUUGACUUCCUAAUCUAUUAUUCUGAAUGAAGCCAAUAUAUUUUAUCCUAUUCUUAAAUCUUCAGAUUCUAUUUUCAGAAUUUACUGUAUAUAUGACAGAUGCAUAUAUUUAAAACAUUUUUUUUUUUUUUUGCAGCAUAAUCUCACUUCAUUUUUGAGCCUUAAAAUACAGUAUUAAAAUGUAUUUGUGUAAAUAAGAUGUUCUAGCUUAGAGAAAUAAUAAAAUCUAAAAUUGUUUUCUCGUGUGUAUGUGCAUCAUAGCGGAUUGUGCCCUGAUGUUUAGCAUAGUGAAAUUAUUGGUGCUUUAUAAAUAAUUGAUAGCAAUAUCUUGAAAUUAGAUUUGUGUGUCCUUUCCAAUUUGUGGAGAGAAGGAUUGAUUAAAUGGCAUUAUCUGUCUUUGAGCGUACAUUAGAAAUCUAAUGUUGUAUGUUGAUGUUGUUCUGUGUGAUGUUUUGGAAUCCUGUGCAUAUCAGUCGUGGUUGUAAAAAGGUACCACUGACUGACAGAGAGGCCAUUUUCGUAUUCUGUCACUGAACUGUAUGUCCGCUGGUGAUCAGCAGAGAAAAAUUAAUUAUUGCCUGCCACCUUUUCUGUGUAAAGAAUCUACUUUACAGCCAGUGUAAAACUCAUCUGGUAUUGCCAUGAAACUCGUUUCCACUUCAGAUGAAAACUCAUUUGCAAUCCAUUCCAAAGAUGUGUUAGAUAAUCACUGUACGACAGUACAUGCUUAUGGUUGUAUUGUGGUGGGAAUGCAGGUCAUUACUCAUCACCACUUAGAUAUUCAAGCAGUAGCUACCAUUAUUGCAAUACAGGAAGAGUGUACAGGAUUCUAAAUGACUGUUCCUUGGGUUCUGAAGUUAAGGCCCGGUAGCUCUUAUAGACAUUUCUGGCUUAGUGGAUAUAGAUUUAAUCCAAGAUCCAUUUAAAAGAGUAAAUCAUGUGAUAUUUUUAGAAAGGUGGAGUUAAAAGGAACAGUCAUGUCUUUAUGUUGCGAUGUAAUUUUAUUAUUUUAUUUUAAACAUGUGUAUUGAAAUUUUUAAAGCAAUCACUUACCUACUUUUCCAACUUAACCUUUCAAACAGCCAUUUUUAUUCUUGAGUUUGGAUCAGACUGUAUGGUUUCUUACCUAAUGCUCAUUAUUUUGCAACUGUACAUUUCCUUCAAAAUCACGGACAGAAAUCUCUGUGGGCAGAAAGAGCACAUGAUUUUGAAAAGCAAAGGAUGGCUGCAAAAUAGUGAGUAUUAGGGUAAAAAACUAACUGAAAGGGGGGGGUGAGAAGUAUAUUUAUUUAAUUCAAAAUACUUAAAUUCAAAUAAAUAAUUUAAUACUUUAUAAUAACAUUUUAUACAAAUAUUUUUUUUUUUUUUUUAAUAGUGAUAGUGUUCCUUUAAGUAGGGACCAGUGAUGCACAAAAUGUGUUUUUUACAUGAGUGAUAUGAAAUGAAAUCAGUACAAUGUGAAACUUCUAAUAAAUAUGUGGGGUUGCUUAAAUGGUGGAUCCCCAGAUGUUUUAAAACUACCACGUCCAUAAUGCAAUACCAUUCUAAAUGCUUGCAAAGCAUCAUCGGAGUUUUAGUACUAAUUACCUGAAGCUUACAUUCGUCGCUCUAUGUUUUGCCUUCUAUCUAAUUUAUACAAUGCUGUGAAUCCAGGCCAUAGGAGAUUUAGGUAUUUGAUUAAUAAACGCAAUAAAAUAUGUAAGAAAUAGCAUAAUUCACCCAUAGAUUAUUCAUAUAUGUAGGCCGCCACUCAUAAUUUUUGUUCUCCUUUUUUUUCUCUUUGCUUGGCGAAAUAUUUUAUGGCCCUGAAGCAGUUAAUUGGUGAAUGCUUUUUCAAGAAUAGAAUGUUAAAUCUCCCACUGGAGAGCUAUUUACCUCUGUGUACCUGAUACUUUACUCUUGCUCUGUUAUUUGGUCAAGACCUUGCUGAAUUUCACGUGAAGUUAGUGUGUCCAAUAAAUGGCCUCACAAGGGGUUUAUCUGAUAACAAAAAUAAAAAAAAUAAAAAAUACAGCAAAACCCCACAGAAUCACUUACCUGUUUCCAUCGACAAAAACUGUGAAAAAUGCUUAUUUCUUGUCUCAUUUUCUUUUUUUUAAGCCCAUGAUGCUUAACAUAUAAGAUCAUGGCUGCUGGCUUCCCAGUCUAUUACGGUUUUACUGGCAGUCCAGUGAAGGUUUAAUUGAGAGGCGAAAAUAAUUAUGUUGAUGCAAUAACCUGCUUGGAUUUUUUUUUUUUUUAAUUAACGGUAGUAACCCUAAUUCUUUUACAUGUGCGUUCUUAUCCUGAUUGGCCCUUUUCCCAGAGCGAGAUAUGCUCCGUAUCAGUAAAUGCUGACUGAUAUCUAAAGGGUGGCUUACAAUGACAGACCUUUAACCACAUCAUGGUUUAACCUCAUACUGCGAUCCGCAAGAAAACCCUUGCAGCACUGUGAUAUAAUUUAAUACACUAGGCUCUAUAGUCUACCACAGAGCAAUUUAAAACCUACAGCGCAAAAUAUUUUCUAUAUACAUCAUACAAAAUAGAAUUAACUAGAUUGCAGAACCUGCAUCUUACCUACUGUGUCUCCAAAGAAUUAGUUAUUUGAAAUAAAAAUCCCAUAAUUCCUCAAGCCUAUCGUGUUGGCCAUCUUGUUUUAGAAAUUCAAAAUGUGUAUUAGUGUAUCACAGAGUUCCACAGCAGGUGUGUAUGAGUGAUUACAGAACUCCACUGCAUUUGUGCAUGCAAAUAUCACAGAGCUCACCAUAAUGUGCAGUUCCACUUUAGUAAACCUAUUAAUGGUUAAUUUAUGUAAAUUAAAUAAUUUGUUUUACCCAUCAUACCUAUUCCUAAAAAUAUCUGUGAGAAGGCAAUAAAUUAAAUGGACACAAAAGGCAAGCAGUCCGCUACAUCUUAAUUAAGUGGUCUGUAUAAUGUGCCUGCUUCAUAAAAAUGGCAAUGUUUUCAUCACCUCUUAAUGCUUCACUAUGAGGAAGCAUUGGAUUGGCUGAGAUCAAGAUUAAUGUUCUCAGCUGAGGAGGCAGGACCGUUGCAGUGAGACCAGCUCGCUACAGGAUGUAAAAUAAGUAAAACGUACAUUUUAAAAACCCUCACUUGGGGGGUAAAAACCUAAAUAGGUAAGUAAACACUAUAGCCUUAGGAAUAAAUGUUUGUAUUCCUAACGCUAUAUUGUUUCUUCAACUGUAAUCCCCUCCAAUGAAGAUACACUCAAAUGAUCACUCCAAAAAGUGUCAUAAUUACUGUAAUCUUAAACAUCUUCGACAUUGGCAAAAUAAAUUGUCUGCUAAGUUGUUUCAAAGACAUCCUGACAUUUUAAAUGUAAAUGUAAAUAAAUUAAGUAAAAUGUCUACUUAAAGGGACACUAUAGUCACCUGAACAACUUUAGCUUAAUGAAGCAGUUUUGGUGUAUAGAUCCUGCCCCUCCAGCCUCACUGCUCAAUCCUUUGCCAUUUAGGAGUUAAAUCCCUUUGUUUAUGAACCCUAGUCACACCUCCCUGCAUGUGACUUGCACAGCCUUCCAUAAACACUUCCUGUAAAGAGAGCCCUAUUUAGGCUUUCUUUAUUGCAAGUUCUGUUUAAUUAAGAUUUUCUUAUCCCCUGCUAUGUUAAUAGCUUGCUAGACCCUGCAAAAGCCUCCUGUAUGUGAUUAAAGUUCAAUUUAGAGCAUGGGUCGUCAACCUGGUCCCUACCGCCCACUAGUGGGCGUUUCAGGAUUCCAGGUGGGCGGUAGGGAUUUUGUAAUUUUGAGAGACUGGGCGGGCGGGUGCGAGCUGGCAGUACAUACAUACAAAGACAAGACACACAUACAUACACACAUAUAUACAGACAGACACACACACACAUAUAUAUACAGACACACACAAGACAUACAUACAAAGACACAUACACAAACAAACACACACAAAAUAUUUUAGUCACCCUCCUGUUUCCUACCUUUUAGGUGCAGGAGGGUGACUUUCCCUGGGGUCCAGUGGUGGCUCAGGUGGAUGGGAUGGGAACUCUGACUCCCUGGUCUUCCUCCCGCGCGGCUCUCAGUGUUAGCUGGGAGGAGUGACGUGCAAUCACGUCCUCCCAGCUCUGUGAUGUAAUAACAGGGGGCCCGGUCGCGCUGUUAAAGCGUCCAGCGCUGACCGGGCCCCCUCACAAUCCACAUCCAUCGGGUGGCCCAUGCUGUCAGGGCCACCCGAUGGAACCCCUCCAUAUACGGCCCAGCGGUAUGCGGCGACGGUUUGCGUGCGGGCGAGGGGCGCACAAUGGUGAUGGCCAUCACCAUGCGGCCCGACCCGCCGCGACCAAAAACCGUCUGGGCGCAUAUGGAAGAAUCCAUCGGGUAGCCCAUGCUGUCAGGGCCACCCGAUGGAUGUGGGUAGUGAGGCACCCGGUCAGCGCUGGACGCUAGCGACAGCACCAGCCCCAUCACAGCUGGGGAAGUGAACCGUCACCAGCAACUGCGAAAAUCGAACACCAAACCCCCCACCACCACCACAACAAACACCCUCCUGCACCCUGAAGCAAAACCCAUUUAAAAUAACCCAAUAUUAAACAGCAUAUGCCUUAUGUAAUAACAGUAAUAUUCUAUAUAUAAUAAUAUCCUAUACUAUAUAUAUGUCUUAUCUAUAUGUAUGUGUUGUGUGUAUGUAUCUGUAUCUUGUGUCUGUCUGUAUGUGUGUUUGUGUCUUUGUAUGUAUGUCGUAUGUGUUUGUCUUUGUAUGUGUGUGACUGUAUGCAUGUCUGUGUGUGUGUGUCUGUAUGUAUGUGUGCCUGUCUGUUUGUGUGUCUUGUGUAUGUGUGUCUGUAUGUGUGCCUGUCUGUGUGUCUCUAUGUAUGUGUGUGCCUGUCUGUCUGUAUGUAUGUGUGUUGUGUGUGUGUGUGUGUGUCUGUAUGUAUGUGUGUGUGCCUGUCUGUUAUAGUGGGCUAUAGUAAGUAAUAGUAAGUGGGAUACCCAGCUCAGCCUUCCUACUGGGCAUUGAUAUAAGGAAGGUUAAAAAAUGUUAAAAAAGGGAAAAAAAGUGGGGAGGGGAAUUGAGGAGGGAGAGGAGAGGAGCUGAUGCACAGAUGAGAAAUCAUAUUAUGCGCAAACAGAGAAGUCGUCUGAAUAUCACCGAAAGAGGAGACCUUCGUUUGUUCCUUACGAAAAUCGAACCAGAUAUCAAAUAUUUAGUCUUGCAGCAUCAACCUCAAGUAUCUCAUUAAUCACUAGUAAAGGUAAUUUCAAUUUACUUUAUUGUUUUCUCAUUAAACUUUGUAAAGUUAAAAACAUUAUAAACAUGCAUUAAGUAGAAAUAAAAAGAUAAAUGUAUGUACAUUUAUUUUUUAAAAAACACCCUCCUUUCUAAAAAAUAUUCUGCACUUGCGCGAAAACUGGUGGGCGGUAAGGAAAUUUUUUCAACCAAAAAGAUGCAUUAGCGGGCGGUAGGUAGAAAAAGGUUGACUACCACUGAUUUAGAGAUUGAGAUACAAUUAUUUAAGGUAAAUUACAUCUGUUUGAAAGUGAAACCAGGUUUUUUUUCAUGCAGGCUCUGUCAAUCAUAGCCAGGGGAGGUGUGGCUAGGUCUGCAUAAACAGAAACAAAGUGAUUUAACUCCUAAAUGACAGUGAAUUGAGCAGUGACAUUGCAGGAGUAUGAUCUAUACACUAAAACUGCUUUAUUUAGCUAAAAUAAUUUAACUAAAACACUAUAGUGUUCCUUUAACUAUUUAGUUAUAAAACACAUUUGGUAAUAUAGAGUCUAGAUUUUAUAAGUGACAUUGUAAAAUAUAAUCCAAAGUAACCACUUUUGGAAACAUUUUAAAAAAAAAUUCAUUGUGCAUUCUGUGUUAUCAAUUUAUAAUUUAGGCUAGAGUUUGCAUGAGCCUCCUGUGUGUAAUUAAAGUUCAACUAACAGAGCAGGAGAUAAACAUUUCUAAAGUAAAUACACCGUGCUCUCACAUCUGAUUGUAAAUAAAACCAUUUUUCAUGGAGGCUGUGUGAAUCACAGCCAGGGGAGGUGUUGCUUGGGCUGCAUUAACAGCAACUGGAGUGAUCAUUGAGACUGCAGGGGCAUGGCUAUACACUAAAACUGCUUCAUUAAGCUAAAGUUAUUCUGGUGCUUAAAGGGCCCAUUUAAAUUCCACUUCAUACAAACAUACUGUUUAUUUAAUGAAACUUUUUAAAGGGGCGCUGUCUCUUCCCAUGAUUUUUAUAUAAUUGCUAGUUUGUGGCAAAAUUGGAAGCGCUUCAGACCAGGUUUUUUGCCAUCUUUAGGAUCAACAGCAACAACAUUUGUGAGGAAGGCUGAACUUGAUGGACGAAAGUCUCUUUUCAGCUAUGUAACUAUAUAUGCUACUAAAAGUUAAGUGUAGAAACUCACACCAAUAUGUUUAUCUUCAUGCUGGAACUCAGUGCCUCCAUCUUGACACUCUGUCAGUCAUUGUUAUAAGCUCCACCCUUGGCAUCUGUCCAUCAGUGUAGAGAGUGCAUAGAAAAACAAUGUUUUUGUUUAUCUUACAAUGCAAUGCGUUACCUGGCUCUGCAAGGAACGAACUGGAUUGUGAUGUCAGUUGCCAAAUCUUUAAUAUACUUUUAAAAGAAAAUGGAACAUCACAUAAAAUAUAUUUAUGCAAGUUAUAGAUGUUUUAUUUGGUAAAUAAAUUGCAUUUUGUAGUCAUAGAAUAUAACAUCUCAAAACAUCUCAUAAACUUUCCAAAAUAUAACAAUAAUUUUAACAGUUUUGACAACUUUUCCCAGUCAAGGCAAAUGCAAUUCACAAUCAUCUAAAGAGCCAAGGUUAGUUAUCACUGUUUAAAAUAUAUACCAAUUUUGAAACUUAAAAUACAUUUUUUUGGGCUCAACCUAUCGCAUUAACUUUUCAAAGUUGAGAGAGAAUCAUGGGACUUGUAGUUCAAGCAUAUGCAGAAGCUACAAGUUGUUUAGCCCUGAUUACAUUGGUUCAUUGUAGCUUUUCUUUUCUAAAUGGUUAUUAAAUCUGUGUCCUUCCCACUGUUGAUUGAUUUGCUUUUCUGAAAUGAGUGUACAUCCAUCCCUCAGCAGCUAAUAAAUUUGUUUCUAUAUAAAUAGCAAUUUGGGAUAAUUAGAAGUAAUAGCAUAGCCAAAAAAUAUAAAGGUUACCUUGCAGAGUCAUUUCAGUAAGUAAUGGGUUCGACUGCCAUGUCAGUUUGGAACAGGCAUGUGUUAGCAAACAAGUGUGCUUCAUUUAUUUCGACGUUGAUUUAUUUGCUGUGUAAAUUGGGACACGUGCAGUAAUAUAAUGUGACAUUAAUUGUUUAACGGAGUCAUCUUUGUUACGUUUGUUGCUUUCUCCUGGGUGUCUGAUUGCUGAAACUGGUACAAAACUAAUUGAGUCUGCUCUUUUGAAGACCCAUGCCCACGAAUGUGUCAGGCUCGUUCGAGUGCCAACUUUCCUCUUACAAUGAACCAUUUAAUAACCAAUAUUACUCAUUCAUUACCGCUCAGCAAAGGACACAAACAUCUGUGUGGCAGAAUAUUGUGUUGCUGAUAUAAAGUGUAUUCAUUUUGUAUUGCAUGCUCAUUUUGCCAUUCUAUAAUGUCACAGUUCUACCUUAUAAAUAUGAAGAGAUGUAUUAAAGCACAAAAAAAGUAAAUGUUCUAAUUUAGGAAGAAGAAAAAAAUAAUCAUAAAUAACCAAAACUGGUAAUGUGUAUUGGGAAAAACCUUUUUUUCACUUUAAUAAGUUUACAUUGGUGUUUAUCCUCAACUUAAUAACUUGAGAGAUUUAACCCAAAGUUAAAGCGUCACUGUCAUGGUCUGGAGACUUUGCAAAAUUCACAAAGAAUUCACAUCGCUGCUGGGGUCCGGUGGCUGAGGGUGGAUGGCUAAGGUGAGAUUUACUUACCUGAACCUGUCUCUCGCGGUCGCCGCCAUAUUUUUCGGUUUCCUCCUCUUUAGCUCCUGGCGCUUCAGCCGAUGUCACUGCUGUACUCUGAAAGAAUACAGCAUGAGGUCUAUGGAGGAUCUUGCGACCCUUCCAAAGACCCAAUUAAUUCCUUGUUAACAAUACACCCCAUUGUCUUCUUCCAUCUGCUACCAUUGUUAUAGUAUUUAUAUCAUUUGUAUUACAUAUCUUUCCAGUAUUAAUGUUGCCCAGUGAAAAUCAUUUUUUGUGCUUGCCACAAUGGUGCUCAAUGGCCCACAAUAUGAAGAAGUACUGCUGUUCUCCAGGCACACUGAAGGUUAACACAAUGUUGAACAGGCUCUAGAUAGUUAUAUCUAAUAAUGUUAGGUUUUAGAAUAGCAUGUGAUUUAAAGCUAAUCUGCAAAGGAUAAAUUACAUUUGUUAAGUAAAUAACUUUCUAAUGGACCAAGAAUGGACAUAUGCGUAUUAUCUGGACAAGGACAACCUCAAAGCCAAUGUUCUUGUGCAAAUAUACUACACCCAGAGAUAUAAAGUCAUUCAUAAAGGUUCUCUGCUCCCAAUGCCAAGCUUAUGAGAAAUGUUGACUCUUAAUGUGCAACAACAAGUUGGUCAGGCUAAAUAACAGACUCCCAAAGCUGAGGGUGAGUAAAAUAUUGUAGAAUUACCACCCAUUGUUAAAUGUAUGUAUUCCAUGUGAAGGAUCCAUCAAUUGAGAAUUGCAUCAAAUGUUCAAAAAGAUUAAUGGAAGACGUUGUACUACAAGAACGUUAGUGUGUACACUGCUUGCUAAUUUGAGCAAGGCCAUUCUUAGGUUUUGUUCUGGUAUGUUGAAAAUGUAACGGAUACCCAGAAAGAUCUAAUUAUAAAACUUAUUGAGGUCUACAGGUUUCACAACACUGUUUUCGGCUUGUGUUUUGUACUUGUGGAAUGAUUAAAGAAUCUUAAAUCAUAGAUGCCUUCUCUCCUUCUUCUGCAGAAGAUAGAUGAAGAAAAUGAAGAGAAUUUGCUAGCAGUACUCACAGAGACAUUGGACAGCCUCCCUGUGGACGAGGAUGGAUUGCCUUCAUUUGAUGCACUGACAGAUGGAGACGUGACCAAUGAACAUGAUCCUAGCCUUUCAGCUAUGCCUGACGGUACCCCUCCAACUCAGGAGGCAGAAGAGCCGUCACUAGUAAGAAACCUUCCUACUGUUUAACAGGAAUUGGAUGUACUUCUGGCUACCCGCUGCAUGGGUAUGAUGUAGUCAAAAUAAGGUUUGGACUUUACCUUUAGGUAGAAAACAAAAGACCGUAAAGUAGAUCUAUCAAAUGUUCACCUUAAAAGGGAAGUAGCUCUUCCCCAAGAAAAAAAAUAAUCUUUAUUAUACUAAAGAACAUUAUUUUGUUAAGAAAAGUAUUUUGAUUGCACUAUUUGGAGUAGCAGCAUUUUAAACUUAUGUAGCUCCAUAACGCUCCCUUCAAGGCAUGCUGCUUCCUCAUUUUUCUCAUUAGUUGAUGUGUCCUUUUGGAUGUCACAAUGUUGCAUCAACCAGUGGGGAAAUAGUUUUACAACCAAUGAGAAUGUUGCUUGUGAGAGCAUGGGAAAUAUGUAUAUGUGUAUAUAUCCUUUUUUGAAAGAUUUUUUUUUUAAAUUUAGGAUACUUCCCCUUUAAAGAUGAAAACAUUGUUGUGGUUAUUGAUUUACCAAGUACAUCAAGCUCUUUAUAUAGUAUACACUCCUUUUAAAUACUUAAUAUAGUAUUUGUUUUCAAUGGGUUUACUCCUCCAGAAUAUACAUACCAAUUCCACCCCUUUGAAGGCCAAGAUGCAGUGUUUCCAACGCGUUUGAUUGUAUUGGUUGUCAUGUACAUAUAUGCUACUAAAGAAAUUCUUGGAGGACAAUGCAGAUUAGUUUAAUCCAUGCACACAGAACCUCACCUGGUUGCAUUAUGAGAAGGCCACACAAACUGUGGAUUAAUGCUUUUCUCUCUAGGGAGUUGAAGAAUGCAUUACAUAUUUGUCGUUAACUUUAAAGGACCACUAUAGUGCCAGGAAAACAUACUUGUUUUCCUGGCACUAUAGUGCCCUGAGGGUGCCCCCACCCUCAGGGUCCCCCUCCCGCCUGGCUGUAUGGAGAGGAAGGGGUUAAACUUACCUCUUUCUCCAGCGCUGGGCGGGGAGCUCUCCUCCUCCUCUCCGCCUCCUCUCCUCCUCUUCAGCUGAAUGCGCAUGCGCGGCAGGAGCUGCGCGCGCAUUCAGCCAGUCCAUAGGAAAACAUUCACGAUGUUUUCCUAUGGACGCUGGAGUCUUCUCACUGUGAAAAUCACAGUGAGAAGCGUGGUAGCCCUCUAGCGGCUGUCAGUGAGACAGCCACUAGAGGCUUGAUUAACCCUAAUAUAAACAUAUCAGUUUCAGAGAAACUGCUAUGUUUAUAGAAAAAAGGGUUAAACCUAGCUGAACCUGGCACCCAGACCACUUCAUUAAGCUGAAGUGGUCUGGGUGCCUAUAAUGGUCCUUUAAGGCUGAAAGUGAUGCACGUUCACUGAUUAUAUUAUAGAUUAGAGUAGAUAUGAUAUUUUCACAGGGAUUUAUUAAUUAUAUAGUUAGAUGUGGGAAAUUCACACCUGUCUUUCAAAAUAUAAGCAAAAUUAGCAGAGUUGGGGAAAUACAUUCUAAUUUACUGACGUCUAAGGCUUUUUUUGUUAGAGCAUUUAUGUUUGCAAAUUAGUUGUUAAUCUACCACAAUCCACCAUUUGGCGGAAUAUACCAAUUUGUAUUAUUUUAUGUAAACGGUUUUUCAUUUUCAGUCAACAUCAAAUGAGUAUCCGUAAGCAAACAAAACACACUUGCUGUAUAUUAAACGUACACCAAAAACUUUUUGAGUUAAAUAACCUUCUCCUUCAUUGAGUGACUGCCCUUAUAAUGUGUCGACAACAACAUAAAUGUAGUGUAAAUACAAGCAGAAUCCACACCGCAACUUGCUAUUUUUAGUGACAUUCACCUCUCAGAAUUAAAGGAACACUAUAAGGUCAGGAACACACGUGUAUUCCUGCCCCAUAGUGUUAAAUCCAACAUUUAGGUGGCCGGCCCAUGGGUAAAACAUUGGAUUGGCUGAGAUCAUCAAGGAGGCUGGGUGGGGCAUGGCCAAACACCAGCUUGGCCAAUCAGCAUCCAGUUUGGCCUAUCAGCAUCUCCUGCAUGGAGACGCUGAACAUUUCCUAUAUAGAUGCAUUGAAUCAAUGCAUCUCUGUGGGGAAAUUUCAGCAGGGAGACGCUGAAUGUCAGUGCUGCACAGCAGGCUCGGACUGGCCAUAGGGCACACCGGGCAAAUUCCCGGUGGACCGCGGUGGCCGUGGGGUCGAGGCCGGUGGGGAGGUCCCAGGAUCUCUCCUGCUGGUCUUUGCAGGGCCGGCAGUAUCUGAACGCCAGCCCUGCAGUAGUCUACAGCGGGCCGGUUCGGAGAUCAGAGAUCUCCCUCACCGGCCCACAUGCAGGAUAGUGCGGCCGCCGGCGGGGAGACAGGGAGGGAGCCAGGCUGCCAGCAGAGGAACCCGGCGGAGCUUUAACUUACAGCUCCGCCGGGUUCCUCUCGCGAGAUUCGGAGCGUUGCCAUGGCAACGCUCCGGGUCUCGCGAGAGUGAACUCUAGCCUUAUAGGCGAGAGUUCACUCACCACUAAGACCACCAGCGAUGGAUGGCAGCCCCAGCAGCAGGAUCCCCCCUCCCAGGCUAAAGGUAAGCAGGGAGGGGGGAUAUAAUCACUCAGGGCACAGCAGCCUCACAGACACCCCUAACACUCACUGACACACACUGCACCCCUGACACUCACAGCACCCUCACUCCCACACUAACACACACUGCACCCCUGACACUCACAGCACCCUCACUCACACACUCACAUAAACUGCACCCCUGACACUCACAGCACCCUCACUCCCACACUAACACACACUGCACCCCUGACACUCACAGCACACACACACACACACACACACACACAGCACCCUCACUCACACACACACACUGCACCCCUGACACUCACAGCACACACACACUGCACCCCUAACACUUACAGCACACACACACUGCACCCCUGACACGCACAGCACACACUCACUGCACCCCUGACACGCACAGCACCCUCACUCACACACUCCCAUAAACUGCACCCCUGACACUCACAGCACCCUCACUCACACACUCCCAUAAACUGCACCCCUGACACUCACAGCACACACACACACACACACACAGCACCCUCACUCACACACACACACUGCACCCCUAACACACACACACACUGCACCCCUGACGCACAGCACCCCUAACACGCACACACACACACACUGCACCCCUGACACGCACAGCACACACUCACUGCACCCCUGACACGCACAGCACACACACACUGCACCCUUAACACUUAGAGCCCCCACACACACACUGCACCCCUGACACACACAGCUUCCUCACAUGCACAUAGCACCCUCACACAAGCACAGCACCCAAUCACACACAGCACACACACAGCACCCUUACCCACAUAGCACCCUCACGCAAACACAGCACCCAUCAUUCACACACUACACACCUCACACACACUACACCCCUUACACACACACACAGCACCCUCACACUGCACAAUAUGCUUUCCUAGCAUUUUUGUCUCCUGGUAUCCCAACUAUGGAGACACCAGAGACAGAUAUCAAGCAAACACAGUGCAAGCAUGUUAUUGAAUUUGCUUGCGCUGUGCAGAACAAAUACAGGGUCUUUUUCUCAUGCCAGAGCUCUUCAGCAGAGCUUUGCGCAUGGUCUGCCCUGGAAGAGCAUUGAACCAACAUGCUCACUUUGUGAUGGGGCAUGCUUGUCAUUGGUGAUGACAAAACACACCCUAUCUGGCCCCGCCCCCUUUGUAGUGGGGCGCUGUAAUUAAAAAAUGCCCGGGCCGAAUUUUCUUUCCAGUCCGGCCCUGCUGCACAGUGUUCAACACUGAGCCAGGAAGCACCUCUAGUAGCCAUCUGGCCACUGGGGGUGUCCCUAGGGUGUAAUGCAAACACUGCCUUUUCUCUGAAAAGACCAUGUUUACAGCAAAAAGGCUGCAUGGUCUGACUAUACUCACCAGAACAACUACAUUAAGCUGUAGUUAUCCUAGUUAUUAUGAUGUGCUUUUAAAUUUGAUCUUCAUACAAACAUUUAAGGAGCAGGCUAUCUGGUUAUGCAUAGACUUGCAUAAUAUUGACCACAUACUGUAAAGAUGAAUCUGCAUUUCGCUUACACACUUUAAUUGAGAGGGCAAAUCAGGUGGAAUGUAUAGUCGUUAUACACUUAAGCUGACAGAACACAUCAGAAAGAAUGUUCAGAUACCUAUACACUUGCAUUGUCAAACACAGCAUUCAGCCAGGACAUUUAUACAAGUCUUAGUCUCUUAUAUUGAGACAGUGCAUCAUUUUAUCAGCAUGGGUGCUCAUAUGGCUAUAGACUAACACUGAGAAAACAUCAAAACCUUGGACCAAGAUUGCUAAUUCUCUUUAACACAUGAAUUUAAGGUGCAGGUUGUGGAUUUUAGAAAAUGCAACAUUUGUGUAAGAUGCAUAUUGAUUUGCCCAUAGAGCUGCUAUGCAUUUAGAAUCCACAGUACUUAACCAGGGCAAAUGUACACUUUCCCAUAGACUGGCGUUACUGUGUAUUCACCUGUUUUUGACUUUUUCUGCGUUUGACUAAACAAAUAGAAAACAAAGGCUAGAAUGCUUGCCGAGCAUUUGUUUAAAUAUUCGUUAAGGCAAACGCGUGUAUGUGCAAUGGGACCAAACGGUCGCCCAUCUGUAAGUUUUUACUAAAAUAGUUUAGAUGCAUUCUCUACGCUAAGAUGUUUUCCCUUUUUAUCCAACAAAAUAACUAUUUUUUGUUUCCAUGGAAACCUAAGUAUUUCAUCAAUAGGAAUUUAAAUGUUUGCACUCAUUUUGCUUCACUUAUGCACAUGAAAGACUUUAGUAAUAUCCAAAGUGCUUUGCAGCGUGUACUGAGAAGUGCAUUAUAUUAAAUGAUCUGUGCAUUCACCUUGCUGUGUAUCUUAGAUAACGGGGCAGAGCUGAACAGCCGAGCAAUAAAGCGAUUUAGCGCGACUCUUUAUAAAAGAAAAAGCUCUAUAUCUUAUAUAUAUAUAUAUAUAUAUAUAUAUAUAUAUAGGUAUUUAUAUUCUAUAUAUAUAUAUAAUUAUUUUUUCGGCAGGAAUAUAGAUACCUUUUUAGAAAAUAGCAAGAUGAGACACACAAAAAUAUGAAAGAGUGAUGUAUUUGGCAGCUGUAACAAACUGUGCAUUUAAAUUUUUUUAUAUUCUAUGUAUUACAAAUAGUGGAAGCCAAAAUACAACAGGUUAUAGCAAAGUAUUAUCACAUCACUACCAUGUUUGAUGUCUGUAGAGGAAAAUGAUAGCUGCCCAUCAUUGACAAUCAAAGAGUAACGCAUCAUGAGUAACGCUUCCCAUUGUUAAAAUAUCUUUUAUAACUUUAAUACUUAAUGAGGGUCCCCAGCCUCUUUCAGGCCAGCCCUCAGUAAAAGUAUGUUAACGGGCUCCCAGAGACACCCAUUUAGCGACCAGAGGGAUGGCGCCAGUGGGCUCCUUGCACUAUAACCACUGCAAUGAGUUAAAGUAGUCGCAGUGCCUACAGUGUACUUUUCAGCUGCUAGGAUAUCCCUGGUUUAAUAAGACGCUAUAACGCAAUGGAUUGGAACCUAAGGACUCUUCACUGUUAUCACUAUAAUAAAUGUUAGUGGUUAUGGUGGAAAUGGUCCCCCCUAAAAUAAAGCAUAGCUGUUUUUUUGUUUAUUACAGUGCUCCAAGUCUGAUCACCAUUUAGGGAACAGUGACAAAACAUUCAGGUUUUUCAACUUUUUUUAUUUUUUUGUAUGUUUCUAACUACGUGUACAUGUCCUAUAAGGCACUUAGUGUAGAGUUGUUCUCCCAUGUUUAAGCAUAUAUUAUAUGCCAUUAUAUCUGUGAACAAAAAGCACAUGUUCACAAAGAUGUCAUGCACGCAAGCAUUGCUGUUCUGUACCAAAAAUCAGGAUAUUUUAUUUUGGUGUUUUGGGGAGUUUCUUCUCUCGAUAGUAGACUGUGCUGAGUUGGUGUUGGACUUUUCACACGUUGGUCAAAGUAUGUUUGUUCAAACUCUCUGUUUAGUAAAUAAAUCCUUUUUGUUUUUUUACGCUCAUUUGCCAUGUAAAAUAUUUUAAUACGCGAUUGUAAUCUUUGUUGAUGCAUAACUGUACCCCUCCUCUUUCUGUGUGUUUUUUUUUUUUUAGCUUAAGAAGCUCCUACUGGCUCCACCUAACACCCAGCUGAUUUACAAUGAAUGUGUAGGUCUCACUGCACAAAACCAUGUCAACCUUAAUCAGCGGAUCCGAACAAGCUCUACGGUUGUUAAGGUAUAAAUAUUAUGUCUGUGAGUGCAACAAGUCCGUUCCCCCUCCCCCCCCCAAAAAAGGAAUGUAAACAAAAACAAUAAAAAAAUCAAUAAAUCCUAAAACUUCACGGAAUGCAGUCUAGAAGCCUUAAACAAUCGUAUAAAUUAAAAUUCUUUUUGAAUUACGUUUCCCAGUAUACUCAGCCAGCCCAGGGGCUAGCUGUGCAUUAUGGGAAACACAUCUCACAAUUGUGUUCAGUGGCAAGGUUAGGCAUCACUGGAAUCUACUGUCUUUGCAUGGUACAGUUGCUUCAGGAAUGAUUUAUGACUGAACCUUUGACUUAAAGAGAAAUCCGUAAGCUGCUGUGUACAGUAAAUAAUGCUCCCUGUUUGGGGAUAAUACAAUAACAGUGCUGUGAUCCUUAUUUUUCCUGGUACAGCCGCACUCAUAAUACAGGUGGGGCGGUAAAAAUCCUGUUAUUUAAUUUUUUCCCCCCUGUAUUCAGGAGCUGAUUUAUUCCAGGAGACAGAUUUCUUAUCUCCCCUGCUAUCUAUCACAGAGCUUUCGGAAAACUCUUCAAACCUAUGUGCUGUGGCUGCUCAUUGAAAUGAAAGCUGGCAUCUGUCCCACUAACGAUUAGGGGCCUCUUCACUAAACGGUGAUUUGAGCACGACUGAUAAUUGCCAAAUGGAGAUUUUAUUCUGUAGCUCCUGUAUUUGAAUCUAUGCGGUAACCACACCUCCCUGUUUUGGAAUAACAUCUUUGCUGAUGUUAUGAAAUACAUUAUAUUUAGCUGUCAUCACAAAGAUUUAAAACAAAUAAAGAAAAAAAAAAUUUUUUUUUUUUUUUUUUUUUACAGUUUUCAUUUAAUAAUGUUUAAAAAGCAAGGAAUGGCAUCGAUGCUGCAGCCUAUUGCAGCUUUCUUUACUUACAGGCAGGAUCUGUUUCUGAAUAUCAAAGCAUGUGCUUUUAGAAUAAAGCAUUUGAACUGAUAGUCCAAUCUGAUGAGUGUGAUUGAUGAGCGUUGCAGUCUAUAGCAGCUGAUAAACCUGAAAUUGCAAGUCUGACUGGUUAUUUUGCCUUGAAACAACAAAGAAACAUGGUAGAGACAAGAUAGUUAUUACAGGUUGAGAGUAAAAUUGAAGCCGUAGAGAAAUUGAAUGAGACUUUGCAUACGUAAGUUGCAUCUGGAAAUAUUAAAAGUCAUUUUCUUUGCUUGUUCUGCAAACAAUUAUUCACAGAUCAUUGACGUAGUACUUGUUAUGUGAACACUUUUCAAAUUUAAUAUAAAGGGAUUGUUUUAUAUAUAUAUAUAAAACAAAAGGCUCUAUUCACUAUUGUUUAUUCUUUAUAUUUAUCAUUUUUCGUCUUUUCACAUCCCUUUCAUUUAUCAUUUUCUUCUUCUUUUUUUAUUUUUUUUUAAGACCGAGAACUUAUGGAGCACUAAGCCGAAGAACAUUUGUCAACCGCAAAAGCCACAGAGGCGCCCCUGCUCGGAGCUUCUUAAGUACCUGACUGCAAAUGACGACCCUCCUCAGACCAAAUCAAUAGAGAGCAGGAGUAACAACAGGCUUGACAAAUGCAGCACCAAAAAGAAGCCCUAUCUCCAUUCCCAACCACAUUUUCAUGGUAAUUUGGGGACUUGUGGGUACAGAUCAUCUGGUAUUAAUUCAGUGCAUGUUCUGCUUAUUUAUAGACUGUACUUCACUCUGAUCACAUUCCUAAGGAGGAUUAUGACUGAAUUUAUUUCUGCCUUUUAUUGUUGCUGUUUUUGUUUUUCUGUAAUGUUAUAAAAUGUGCUUUCCUGAAGACGCAAAACACUGCAGAUCAUAUAGAGGGACUGAUGGACAGGCAGAAAGGUGUACUGGUAAUUGGACUAAUGAAGUGGGCGAUAGGUAGAUGGACAAACAGGCAAGCAUGAACAUGCGCACACUCACUCACACACAAACACAUACACAAACACACACACACUGCAAAACAAAGGCAAGAAUCAUAUAAAAAAUUUAAUCUCAAAAUAAAAAAAACUCCUCACAGUAAAAUAUUAUUUUUAUCAUAUAUAAAUGGCUAAAUAGUUUUCAACGCAUAAGGGAAUAAACAAAAAGCCUUUUUUCGCUCCUCAUUUAUAAAUUUUGCAGUUAGUUAGUUAAAUGUUAUAAAGAAGAACAUAUUUUCAGGUGGAAUAUUCAUUAUUUUAAUAACAAACAAUAAAAAUCCCACCGGACUGCAUUUUGAUUUGGAAUCAACAAGGACCCUCCGCAUACUGGCUCUCAUGGCCCAAACCAGCACUAGUAGAAAGCAAAGCAAUAUCAGUAAACUACAAUGCAUACAGCAUCAUAUGAAUCUUUAUCCUGAGGCUAAUGUCAGGGAACUCAACCAAAAAGCAGAAUAAAAGACAUAAAAGAUUUGCAUCAAAUAAUAUAUUUCUUAUUGCAAUGCUGAGAUAACAAAAAUGCCAUAAAAAAAGUGGGGAGGGGGCAGGUUGAUGGACGACAACGUAAUUUUGCCAUUACUAUUUUUUUGCAAGAAAAAAAGCUCUGUAUCCCCUAGUUAAAUUGGUGACAACUAGACAGCCCUGGUAAAUGCUGUUUGUUUUGUGGUUUUGCAUGUGAGUGUGGAUAACAGCUGGUUGGGGUGAUGUAUUUUAAAAACCUCUGGCACUCAAUAGGUUAAGACCCAGCACUGAGCUUAACCCAUAUAGGGCAGCCUAGGCGGCCUGCAGAGGGACAUUCCUUAGCCAGUUAUGUAAGGAAGAAUAAUGCUUCCGUUAAUACAGAUGUACAGACAUGCUGUCAAUGCUGGUUAUGUUACCACCUUAUCAGCGUUUUUCCAUCAUGCGUGCACAGGAAAAAUUGUAUGAUGAUAAAACACUUUGUUAGGAGGUGUAUGUACUCAUGGUAUAUAUAUAUAUAUAUAUAUAUAUAUAUAUAUAUAUAUAUAUAUAUAUAUAUAUAUAUAUUUAAAUAAUUUACAGAACGUCCAUGCAGGACUAUAUUCUAUAAAUAAUGCUUAAUGAUAAUCUGGAGGGAGGCAAGACAAGUAAUAGGCUCCAACAAUGAAUGAGUAUGUUCUGUGCAGACUGAUCUUUUCCCAUAAACGUCUGUCCAGUAUCCUGCAGUAGCUCCAUUCAUCAGCUCUGAGGUUCACAGUUUGGUGAAUGGGACUUUGAAAGUUAUAUUACUGUGUUAAACAUUUUGGUGUAUUCUUUAACGGAAUGGGAAUGCAGAGAAAUUAUAGUUGAAACUGGUGUGAUGCCUUAAGAUAAAAGUAGUAAAUACAAAUGCAAAAUAGAAAGACACUGAAGAAUGCUUUAGUUGUGCAUAAGACUAUCCCGAAGAGGACCUUAACACAAUCGAUACAAACUGUCGCAAUGGGCACACUAGAUGGAAUAUGGUUAUUAUCUAAUGACCAAGUCCACUGUAUGUUUCAGUUGGGUACAAUCUAAAAAAAACACCUAUCUCAAGAACGUCUCCACCGUGAUCGUGAAUAACGGAGGCAAAUCUUUUCCACCAUUACUCAAGGCUGCUGUACAGUCACUAGCAUCUGUUUUAGUCUGGUUAUUAAAUUAAUGUAAAACCUUGUAUUAAUGUUAUGAAGUUAACACGCAAUAUUUUUUACCUUUUUUUUUAUUUACAGCCAGGACAACAACCCUGUCGCUCCCUCUGACGCCCGAGUCACCAAAGUAAGUAUUAAAUCCCGACAAUCUUUAUGUACAAGGGAUGGGUAUCUUCUGGUCUUGGCUACAAUAGGUCCAUUUCAGCUUGUUUUUAUGAAUAUGCGCUGUCUUCCAGUGAUCCCAAGGGUUCCCCAUUUGAGAGCAAGACUAUUGAACGAACCUUAAGUGUGGAGCUCUCUGGAACUGCAGGUGAGGACAGUUACAUAACAAACAUAGAAUUCCGGUUCAACUGAAUGUUUAAGAAUCAUUGCACUUAAUUAAUAAUGAUUGAAAACUUGUUUAGUGCUUGCUUACGAAACCUUCGCCACUGGGUUACGUUCUACAAAUGUGAGCCAUCUACUCUUACACAGAAACAUAGAAUGUGACGGCAGAUAAGAACCAUUCGGCCCAUCUAGUCUGCCUAAUUUUCUAAAUACUCUAAUUAAUCCCUGGCCUUAUUUUAUAGCUAAGAUAGCCUUAUACCUACCCCAUGCAUGCUUAAACUGUGUCACUGUGUUAACCUCUACCACUUAAACUGGAAGGCUAUUCCAUGCAUCCACUACCCUCUCAGUAAAGUAAUACUUCCUGAUAUUAUUUUUAAACUUUUGUCCCUCUCAUUUAAGACUAUGUCCUCUUGUUGUGGUAGUAUUUCUUCUUUUAAAUAUAGUCUCCUCCUUUACUGUGUUGAUUCCCUUUAUUUAUUUUACCCCUUAAGGACGGUGGGCUAUGCAGUCCUUGGGGACCCGGCUCUAAACAGCAGGGGACUUACCUGCUUGCUGGCGAUUGUAAUGGGGGGACUUACCUGGCAUCCCAGGGAGCUGCCCUGCUGCUGAUCCGACUCUCCUGGGCCAUGUGAUCGCGAGGUCCUUUCGAGGACCUCACGAUUACAUGGACAGAAUAGCCGCCCAUAGCAGUGCCAGCAGAGGGAGUGCCAGGAAUGACAGCUAGUCCCCCUGCUGCGUGAAAUAAAGUUCAAUAAAGUUUUAAAACAGUUUAAAAUUAAAUAAUAUAUACUUAGAUCAUAUAUAUAUUAUAUAAAUGAUCUAUGUAUAUUAUAUAUAUGAUCUAAGUAUACAUAUACACUUACACAUACAUACACAUACACUGUCUAAGUGUAUUUUAAUAUUAAUAUCAGAGUACAUGUAGAAUGACAUUAAUUAAAUAUAUAUAUAUAUAUAUAUAAUAAAUAUAUAAAUACGUUAAAAAUGAAAAAUUAAAAAAUAAAUAAUUUAAAAAUAUAUAUGUGUAAUUUUGUUCUAACUGUAUUUUUGAUAUUAUUAUAUAUAUAUAUUGAUAUCAAAAUACAAUUAGAACGAAAUUAUAUAUAUAUAAAUAUAUAUAUGUAUAUAUCACUAUAUAUAUUUCUAUAUAUAUAUUAAUUCUACAUAUAUAUUUAUGUAAUAUUUUUACAUAAUUAAGUCAUUUUAUUAAUUACAAUUUGCGGUCCUGCCUGAUAACCCAGGCAAAAAGUCCAGAGAAUUUAAUUCACAAGCACUAUAUUUAACCCUGUAACUUUCCAAGACAGCAUAAAACCUGGACAUGAGGGGUUACUGUUUUACUUGGGAGACUUCGCUGAACACAAAUAUUAGUGUUUCAAAACAGUAAAAUGUAUUACAACGAUGAUAUCAUCAGUGAAAGUGACUUUUUUUUGCAUUUUUAACACACAAAUUACACUUACACUGACAAUAUAAUUGUUGUGAUGCAUUUUACCCCUCAUGUACCCCUCAUGUACAGGUUUUAUGGUGUUUUCAAAAGUUACAGAGUCAAAUAUAAGGCUUGUGUUUCAGUUUUUUCAAAUUGAAAUUCUCAAUUUGGUUACGUUGCCUUUAGGACCGUAUGGUAGCCGAGGAAUGAGAAUUACCCCCAUGAUGGCAUACCAGUUGCAAAAGUAGAAAACCCAGGGUAUCAGUCCUUAAGGGGUUAAAUGUUUCUAUUAUAUCCCCCCUGUCGCGUCUUUACCUCCAAGCUAUACAUGUUGAGUUCCUUUAACCUUUCCUUGUGUAAGUUUUAUCCUGCAAGCCUUGAACCAGUUUAGUAGCCCUUCUCGGAUCUCUCUCUAAAGUAUCAAUGUCUGAUUCCCUUUAACCCCUUAAGGACCAAACUUCUGGAAUGUCAUGUGUCCUUAAGGGGUUAAGAACGUAAAAUAUUUAUGUAAAUACUCUAUGUUUAAUAUAGAACAGAAGGCAGUGACAAGGUUUAUAUUUCUCUUUUUUUCUCUGUGUGAAGUCACAAACCAUUUAUUUUAAUAUUUGUUAUUCUGCUGUAGGUUGGGUUUCAUAUUGAUCACUUUUGUCCCAGUUUUAGAUUUUGCAAACGCAAUAUAUUCUAUGCAGUAUAUUUGAUCAGAAUCCUCUUCGUGAAAAGUGGGCAUUAUUAAAUCUCCACUGUUCUACAGAGCAGCCAAAAUCAGUAACAUACAAUUAUUAAAUUGUAGCAAUGUCUCGAAUUAAUGUUGAUGUAUGAAUGUGCCUUAACUGUAACAUUUUUAGAAAUGACCAACUGGAAGAGUUUAGCAAGGCCAAUUAACCCCUUCAGUACCAGUUGGUUCUGACUUGCAAUAUGCUGAAUUUCAUCUAUUUUCCUUAUGUGGCGCAGACAAACACUACACAAUGCCGCUCUGUUUAGAGCAAUAGGCGAUACAUUAGGAUCUGUUUCUCUUAUUGAACAGCACUGGAAUAGCUGGGUGUAUUGUUAAUGCUGCUUUAAUACUGCACUGAGCAAGCUUUGCCUUUGUUUCAAUAACUGCUACCUAAAUGACUUGGUAAUAUAACAUGCCCUAAUGUGACACAUUGCACCUCCAAUGAUUGAUUGGAACAAGCGCGAUACAAGGUUAUCGCACGGCUAAUCUUUAUACCCAUUUUCCUUUACUGUAUCUCAGUGCUGUCCAAUUUGAUUAGCCAUGGCCACAACUCAGGCUGAGUUUUAGAACUUUCCUUUAUUCAAAUAUGAAUUAUGAGCACUUUUUUUGUUUAAUGGAAAAUCAGCAACUGCUUUUUUUUCCCAAACGGUCCAUUCUCUAAAUGAAUAAAACAAACAAACAAAAAAAAACGACAGCAAGAUAAAUAGAAAUGAUGUGUAUUCACUUUAAUAUUUGCAAAAUGCCAACAUAUUCCCUCGUUAAUUCUCCGCAAUAUCCAGUUUAUUGCAUUAACAACUUUGUAUUGUCUGAAAGACCACAAUGAAGAUGUAGAUGUCAUUUUUAGGGGCGUACAACGCAGAUCAAAAACCACUGCUAACCCAAAAAAAUUAUGCUUGUUUUCUAAACAAUAUGAGAACAAAUGAGCUUGCUUUGUUUGCGGCGACUGAUCCGGCUAUAAAUACUUUUAGCAAGAUUUCUUAUUAUACACAUUUUUUCUGCAGUGUUAAGAGUUCUUCUCUUGAAAGCCAUGCUAUCAGCAUUCCCCGUCUACUGACCUUAGCUGUGUCUGAGUUCACAGUUUCAGCUCUUCUGCAUUCUUUCAGUGAACUUUGAAGACAUGAUGGCUGUUAGGUUUGCUGAACUAGUGUAACAGGCGUCUCCAAGAUACUGCUAUAGGCUCAGAAGUCAGAUUGAGAUUUUUUUUUUUUUGUUCUUUGUUAUUUUUUAGGUUUACUUUGGUGAGCACUCUUUAACCUCCACUCUCAGUGGGUUAGUGUUUUAACUCUCCCAGUACCAUAGCAGUGAUGUUUUGUUUAAAGGACCACUAUAGUGCCAGGAAAACAUACUCGUUUUUCUGGCACUAUAGUGCCCUGAGGGUGCCCCCACCCUCAGGGUCCCCCUCCCGCCCGGCUCUGGAAAGGGGAAAGGGGUUUAAACUUACCUUUUUCCAGCGCUGGGCGGGGAGCUCUCUGCCCCCUCUCCUCCUCCGAUCCGCCCCAUCGGCUGAAUGCGCACGCGUGGCAAGAGCUGCGCGCGCAUUCAGCCGGUCACAUAGGAAAGCAUUUACAAUGCUUUCCUAUGGACGCUGGUGUGCUCUCACUGUGAAAAUCACAGUGAGAAUCACGCAAGCGCCUCUAGUGGCUGUCAAUGAGACAGCCACUAGAGGGAAUGGGGGAAGGCUUAACCCAUUCAUAAACAUAGCAGUUUCUCUGAAACUGCUAUGUUUAUAAAAAAAAUGGGUUAACCCUAGCUGGACCUGGCACCCAGACCACUUCAUUAAGCUGAAGUGGUCUGGGUGCCUAGAGUGGUCCUUUAAUGCUUUUGCAUUGAAAAAACCCCACUAAAAACUGUCCACAUACUACUCAUUGCAUGUGUAAAGUAUUUCAAUUGGACACAUAUUUUACAUAACAAUUACAAUGUAUCCCACAAUGCUGUACAAUAAGUUGGUGAAUGACAUAAAUAUUUGAGAUAAAAUUUGCUUGGUGUGCAGUAACAAGAGGAAACUGUAUCUGCCCAAAAAAGAGUAAGGUUAAUGAGAACCUUACGCUAACCCGCUUACAGUACAAAGUUCAGCUUUGACAGGUGAUCAUAGGUUUAUUUUUAUUUUUAGAUUAGUAUUUAUUAAAUACCUAGCCAUAAAUCACUUCCAUUUAAGAUCUCCAAAAACCCCAAAAAACUAAAAACUAAAACUUAGCUCAACAUUUUUAAAUUAAGAACGUUGCCAAACAUAUACUAACAUGCAGAACAUUUUCUUUUUUUAUGAUAAAUCAGAGAACUAGCUAACCCAAAUUCUCAUCCACCAAUCCACAAUAUGAUGACUCUUGUCCCCCCAUGUAGUCUUUUUUCCUGUUAGUUAUUUCUGUCUAUGUUGUUCUAUUGCUCUAAAGUCCAUUUUGUUACGGUUUGGUCUGUAUUUCACUCUUGUGAUUCGCUGUCUGGUGUGCUACUGUCUUUUUUUUUUUUUUUUAACUUGAUCAUGGUCUCCUGUAUUGUUUUAUGCACGCCUUGUUUGAAGUUCAGUUUCCUGUUUAUGUAUCUUUGUUUACCCUUCUUGGUGAAUUGGAUCAGCACACUAAGAGGUCAGGCCACAGCCAUACUGCUUUCUAUGUGUCCAGGAGCCAUGAAUGUGACUCUGAACGCAUAAAUCUAGAUGGAGUAUAGGAAGAAUUAGUCAGCUCUGUGUUAGGAUGUGAUACCAACACAAUAAUCUAUUCAGCACUCCAUCAAAUACCAGUCUAGUUCCUAAGCACUACAUUUUUCAAGUAUGAAAAGGAGGUUAUAGGCUGUACUGUCCCUUUAAGAAACGAGUACGUAAUGAUUCUUUAUAGGUUUCAGCGAAAGAGAAUAAGACAUGAAGCUUGAGAAACAGUAAGGAAGCAUUGUUAGUGUUCUAGAAUACCCUGAAGGCCCCUAUGUGAGCAAGAGGGAUUAUUACGUUAAAUAGAUUCUUUGCAAAUUAUAUAGUUUCUCCUUUUAAUUUAAAGAAGUUGGUAGGUUUUGCGUCUAAGUUACCUGCAGUUGUCACAAACAAACUAAAGCAAAGAAUACUUAGAAGAGAUGAACAAUCUCUUUUUUAAAAAGAAUACAGAGCCAUAAGUGAUAACAGUGUGGCAUACAAUGAGUAGCACUUUCAUUCCCAUAGUAAUUCCUUGUAGUGCAUUAAUGUUUAAUGAUGGUGUAGUAUAUAACUCAACGUUCAGUGUUAAGGUUGUCUAAAGCCAAACAAAAAUGCAGCCAAUGUACCCAACACCACCAGCAAUACUUGUAAAUAAUAAUAAUGUAAAUGUUUAAAUCAGCACUCACUGUCCCAAAUAGUAGUUUUCUUGUCGCAUCAUUCAGGAAAAAUUCACAUACGGCUCUCAAAAUGGAAAUGACACCACAGUUGUUAAAAAAGAUCAUCUUCUUAAUUAACACCUAAUACAGAAAAAAAAUUCACAAACAAACAGUGGCAGACAGUAAAAAUAAAAAAAGCAUAGUCUCUCAAGCGAGGGGCUGGGGGUGUAUGCAGGACAGGCACAUGCCCAUAAGACAUGUAGUGGUUAAUAGUGUAGUGUAGGGGUUAAUGUUUAGUGAUCAUGUUAGAGUAGUGGAGAGGAGUUUAAGCGAUGGUUUAAUGCAUCUUUUUGGUUGAAAAAAUUUCCUUACCGCCCACCAGUUUUCGCGCAAGUGCAGAAUAUUUUUUAGAAAGGAGGGUGUUUUAAAAAAAAUAAAUGUACGUACAUUUAUCUUUUUAUUUCUACUUAAUGCAUGUUUAUAAUGUUUUUAACUUUAUAAAGUUUAAUGAGAAAAAAUAAAGUAAAUUAAAAUUACCUUUACUAGUGAUUAAUGAGAUCCAUGAGGUUGAUGCUGCAAGACUAAAUAUUUUAUAUCUGGUUCGAUUUUCGUAAGGAACAAACGAAGGUCUCCUCUUUCGGUGAUAUUCAGACGACUUCUCUGUUUGUGCAUAAUAUGAUUUCUCAUCUGUGCAUCAGCUCCUCUCCUCUCCCUCCUCAAUUCCCCUUCCCACCUUUUUUCCCCUUUUUAUUUUUAUUUUUUAACCUUCCUUAUAGCAAUGCCCAGUAGGAAGGCUGAGCUUGGUAUCCCACUUACUAUUACUUACUAUAGCACACUAUAACAGACAGGCACACAUUCAUACAUACAGACACACACACAAGACACACAUACACACAUACAGACACACACACACACACAUGACACACAUACAGACAGAAAGACAGGCACACACAUACAUACAGACACACAGACAGGCACACAUACAGACACACACACAUACAUACAGACAGGCACACAUACAUACAGACACACACACACACAGACAUGCAUACAGACAAACACAUACAAAGACACACACAUAAGACAUACAUACAAAGACACAUACACACAUACAGACAGACACAAGACACACAUAUAUACAGACACACACACACAUACACACAUAUAUACAGACACACACACACAAGACUCAUACAAAGACACACACAUACAGACACAUACAUAGAGACAGACAGACACACACAAGACAUACAUACAAAGAUACAUACACAAACAAACACACACAAAAUAUUUUAGUCACCCUCCUGUUUCCUACCUUUUAGGUGCAGGAGGGUGACUUUCCCUGGGGUCCAGUGAUGGCUCAGGUGGAUGGGAGUCAGAGUUCCCACUCUGAUUCCCUCCUCCUUCCUCCCGCGUGGUCUGUGUGUUAGCUGGGAGGAGUGACGUGCAGUCACUUCCUCCCAGUGUGUGAUGUAAUCACAGGGGGUCCGGUCGCGCUGUUAAAGCGCCCAGUGCUGACCGGGCCCCUUACAAUCCACAUCCAUCGGGUGGCCCUGACAGCAUGGUCCACCCGAUGGACUCCUCCAUAUGCGGCCCCGGCAGUUUGUCGCAAGUGGUGAUGGCGGUACCCGGUCGCAGGCUCGCGCCCGCCUGCCUGCCCAAUCUGUCAAUCUUGAAACACCCACUAGUGGGCGGUAGGGACCAGGUUGACGACCCAUGGUUUAAUGUGUAGAUGUUUAGGGUAGUGUAUGAGUUAAGAAGUUUUUGUGAUAUAUUCACUCUUAAGACAGAUACAAUAGUAUCUUAUGCACUGGCAUUCUCUAACAUAGACAACAAUGUUUGGACAAACAUUCAGCUUUUUGCUCAAAGAAUAGUGGUGCUCAAUAAAAGUGUAUUUAUGUCUUGGUAGUGGUGAAUGUUGUUAUAUCUCCCUAGCAUAUUUGUCCUAAUACUACUUAUAGUAAAGCACCAGUGCCUUGAAGCUAUAAAAUGUACUUCCACUUCUGAAACAAACAAAAAAAUGGAAUGCAGCGUUUUGUGUGUAAGUGCAUUGCGAGGGCUGUUUGGGAGUUUAGCUCUGCAAUGAAUCAUUGCAUAGUGUAGCAGUUUUGUACACUGUGUGUCUAAGCCUGUAUGCUUGGCUGACACACUCGAGUAAUAGAAAAUACAGUGAUUUAUGUUGUUUUUCCUUACAUUUAUUUGUAUCAAGUUUUUAUAUAGAUAUUUUUAGCGGUAUGAUUCAUUUAACAAUGUCUGCUGUGUUUAGCCAGUCAAUAUUAUGUUUAUAUUACAGCCAGCUACAGGCAUUGUGUGACGCUGGUGGCCUGCUGGCUAAAUGUGACUUGAAUUUGCCUUUGCCUAGCUACAACGUCAAAAAUCCACAUAUUAUCUUUAAUCAUGGUUUUAAUCAUGUUCAGUCACCACUGGCCUGUGUUUAAUGAUGCAUAACAUUGCAAAGUUUUGAUGAGAUAAUUAGUGUUACUCUACUGCCUUUUGCCACUGAUUUAAAGUGAUUUCACCUUUUGCCGUUCUAGCUUGCUCUGUUUUACCUACUAUCUAUCUAUCUAUCUAUCUAUCUAUCUCAUAGAGAGAACGUGUGUGAUUUUUUUUUUUUUUUUUUUUUAGAAUGUAUUAGUCAGAAUUCAUUAUUAUACACAAUAUAGACCUCUAUGAUUCCAAACCUCAAUGGAGGUGGUUCUGUAAAUGUUGUCGGAUGUCUGACAUCAUAUACAUAUUUCUGUCGGAUGUCUGACAUCAUAGAAUGUGCAACUGAACAGAGAAAUUUGGUCUAUUUGCCUUGUCAAAAUUGUCCGCAUAGCAGAACUAAGCUAUUGAUGGUCUGUUUUAUCACUUCCAGGCCCUUCUACUACAUCAUUUCAAAAAGCAAUGACAGUGCCUCAUGUGUUGAUGAUCAUUGUCACAAUGGCUCUUAAAAGUUGUACAGUGUAACAAAGCUUUCACUGCUAGAUAUAGUUGGAUUACUUGUAAUGAAGCAUAGGCCCUUGAGCCCAUGUUGGGCCAGGAGCUCUGACUCUGGAUGUAGGAGGCCCUUCUUGAGCCAGUAGGGAGGUCUUCCUGCUUAGCCUAUGCCCCCUCAUCUGCAUUAAAGAGCGUUGUGGUCUGCACCAAUAUUUGAUGCCAACCAUUUUAAGAGCACUCUGCAUGACUCAGAGAGAUGCGGGCAGCUCCCGGAGUCAUUAAUUUAGUGCCAGUUCUUAAAGUGGUCUGCUUCUGUUAUUGGUGCAGACUACAAUGCUCUCCUACUGGACCACCAAAAAUCCAGCCCACCAGGGAAUGGAAAGCAGAAUGGGGGAAAUGUAAUCACGCACUACAUAUGCAACAUUCAGCCACACUGACAUCUCCUCACACAUAAUUGAUCCACCACAUACAACACACACAGACACACUCAAUGUCUUUCCCCCACAAGCAUAAGAUAUAUGCCUCCGUGACACAGACAACAAUUAGCCAAUACAAACACCCUCACACAUAGAACACUUAGCCACCACACACACACAACACUAACAGAGCUUAGUCUAGGGCUCUAUGAGGGGCCAAAAUCUGGCAUCUUGUCUAGGGCUCUGGGCAACCUAAAUCCAGCCCUGCUGCUAGGACAGUCCUGAUCAAAUUAGGACUCUUGGCAUCUAUGCAACUUAUAUGAGAAAGAAUGAAUGUACAGAGCACACUUAAGCAGACUGGCUGUUUUUCUUUUUUUUUAAUUUGUAACUAAAAUGUUGUUUUGACAUGGCAAAUCAGCUUCUGUUGCACGUUAUAAGAACAAUAAACUGAUGGAAUUUCAUUGCCAUUGUUCUGGUAAUAUCAUUCUUUUGUAUUAACUGCAGAUGUUGUAUUUGACAUUUCUGAACAUCAUCCACCUACAAAUAUUAUGCAUUGUUGUGUUUAUUGGCUGAAAUUACAGCCUUUUAUUUUGGUUCAGAAAACAAUGUUUACCAUGUUGCGCUUAGAGGAAAGUCAGCUCAAUAUGAUUCCUAUUUACACACCUGCCUAAAGCUAAAUGCACAUAAACUGAAGGGUUUUAUUUAAAUACAUCUCUAUGUAAAUGUCAACAACAGUGCCGUGUUUAUUUUUAUUAAUUGGCUUCUUUUCACCAAGUUUUGAAAAAAAUUUGGAGCAAUGUCGCAUGCAAUUAAACAUACUUCUGAUAUGUUAUCUUGUAGAUUAGAUUAGAUAAGCAAAUAUACAAUACACUACUGUGCCUUGCAUCGCCAUACUUUUUAAAUUCACAUUUUUUUGUCUACAUUGCAACAUUGCACAGGCCGUUCAUUCUACGUUUGAUUUAUUGUUGUGCGUAGUUUAUAUUCCUGUAUCAAAUUCCAUGUUAUUUAAAGAUAAAUGUAAUAGUGCUUUUGUCAGCAAUAAGUGAUAUGCAGUAAAUAAUGAGGUCCACCUCUGGUCGUUCGGAGAAACUGGACCAGAUUCCAAGCUUCAUAUGGUAGAAAUGUUUACUUAAUUCUGAUAAUGCGAGUUUGAAACGUUCUUCGAACUUUGGAGGGCCUCUCUGAAAGGAAUGUCAACAUGUAAUGUUUGGAGAAAACAUGGGAAACAAAUCUUACAGGAUAUUUGGCAUAGUUUAAAGGGACACUCUAAAAGACAUAGCCACUGUAGCUUGUUGUGAUGAUUAUUGUGUUGUAAUUUAAGGGUGCUUGAUUUUUGUCAGCAAACAGCUUUAUAACCGUUUGACAUAAACUAGGGCCAACAUUCUACCCUUACUUCAACCAUUCUGAUAAAGCAAAAACUACACUUCUGCAUCACCAAGUGUGGCUAUGCCCAACAUGGACGACAUUGAUCGGCCUAGAGGGUUGGGUGUUCUUCCCUCACCUAUUUCCUGGUCCCUCCUGUGCAAUUCUCCUAAUGCUAACGUGAAGUUCCACAUGAGCUUGUCCAAUGUUUAGGGGCAAGAACAGGCUAACCUGCCCAGUUUUUUUAGGCUAUCAUUCUUGCUGAAGGGUGAAUGCUUAAUGGGGCAGUUAACUAUUGCACUUGGUAAUUUACAACAGGGGUGGGGGUGGGGGGAAACUUUAGGCGUAGGGGGAUCCAUGUUUUUUGGUCAAGUCUCUCAAAGACAGUUGAUAGCAGAUAGAAACAUAGAAUAUGACGGCAGAUAAGAACCAUUCGGCCCAUCUAGUCUGCCCAAUUUUCUAAAUACUUUCAUUAGUCCCUAGUCUUAUCUUAUAGUUAGGAUAGCCUUAUGCCUAUCCCACACAUGCUUAAACUCCUUUAGAUGGGUGGAUAUGUCAAGAAAUUAAACUAUGAUGUUUUGGUUAUAGUGCUUGUAGUGAAUAUCUUGUUUAUGAUAACCUAUUCUUCUGUAACUGCGUCUGUGCAUGUGGUGAGUGAUGCCAUUCCAAUAUUUUUAUAUUACACGAAAAUUAUUCUCCACUUUUGUUCCUGUGCAAAAUGUAUCUCAGUUGGAACAACUCCAGACUGCAUAAUAUAAGCAAAAGAUUCUGAGUGUACAAAAAGUUCCUAAGUGUGAAUGAUAUAGAUGCAGUUGUUUAUUAUAGAACACAUUUCAAUGCAGUAAUCAUAAAUACUGCUAAGGUUGUGCUCCAUUGAAAUAUGACCUACAUAGUGUUGAUUGUUUGUGUUAUGUGAUUCGUCUGACACCCAUUACAUUCUUGGUAAUGGUUGCUAUUUGUUGCUGUGCGCAGCAGGCUUCUUUGACAAAAGAAAAUAGACAGCAAUAAAAGCCAUAGUCGGAAUUUCAUUCUAAAAGGAGGCUCCAUGCCUAUAGUUUGUGCUAGAGUGAUAACAGUGUUUCUGCACAGCCUUUUGUCAGUUUGCUGCCUCUUAGAGCCACCUGUCCACCCAUAAAUCUCUCAGUACCAGGUUUUAACAAAUAAAAGUUUAAAAAUCUAUACUGUUUUUAAAGCAACGCUCCUACUAACACACACAAGUGGCAUCUACCUGGAGAUCUAAAAUAGACAUUCCAUUUCCAUUUUUUAAUAAAGAAAUAGGUUACUAUUUGAGUACAGGACAAAUGACUAGGGGAACCUAUUAAUAGUGCAGGUUAUGUUAAGCAAAGUAAAGGGAGAAGCAGUAAAUUCCCAAAAUCAAUUCACAGAAAACGUAGAAUUGCAAUGAGAAAUAUGUCAUUACUGAGUACUUACUGUUUCUUAAAGCCAUUCUUAAAUGCUUUUGAAUGCUUAAAGGCACACUAUAGUCACCAAAACAUAUUUAGCUUAAGGAAGCAGUUAUGCUCCUGCAGUCUCUCUGCUCAAUUAUCUGCCAUUUAGGAGGAGGUUAAAUCACGUUGUUUACGCAGCCAUUGUCACAGCUCCCUGCAAGUGACUUGCUCAGCCUUCCUAAACACUUCCUGUAAAGAGUCAUCUCAUGUGGAUACUUCCUUUAUUCUAAAUUCUGUUUAAUUUAGAAUUCCUUAUCUCCUGCUCUGUUAAUAGUUUGCUAGACCCUGCAGGACCCUCCUGUAUGUAAUGAAAGUUCAAUGCACAGAGCAGGAGAUUAAAAAAAAAAAAAAAAACUUUUAAAGGAAGUAACAACUGAUUGAAUAUGAAACCAAAUUUUCACGCAGGCUGUGUCAGUCACAGCCAGGGGAGGUGUGACUAUGCCUGCAUGGACAGAAACAAAAGUGAUUUAACUCCUAAAUGGCAGAGGAUUGAGCAGUGAAACUUCAGGGGCAUGAUUUAUAAACAAAAACUGCUUCAUUAAACUAAAGUUGUUUGGUAACUAUAGUGUCCCUAAUAUUUGCCCUCGAUUAUAAUUGCUCUUUAUAGGAAUCCAUUGGCCUCUGGUCAUGUGAUCACAAUUGCCACCUUAUGAUUUUAGCUACACUUCAGUUAGUUGAGGCCUAGUUAGUUGAGGUUCUGAAUAAUGUAUGGCAUCCCUUGUCACACACCUUAUGCGUGGUAAUCUUGUAUUUUAUUGUGAUGCACAGUAUCCCUUUAGAUUGUAAGCUUAGAUUGCAAGCUCUUGGACCACUUUCCAUACACUAUUGCUUCAAAUAGUGAAAUAGCACUAAAUCAAGGUCCCACAGAGAAGGUUGUUUGCUCCUUUGUAUUGGCGUCUAAUCAUGUAUGUCUCUCUCUAACCCUUCCUAUGAUUAUUUGCUAAAUUUAGGAAGUGUCUGGUUUAAAAGCACUAUAUGAGAACUGUUAAAUAAACCUUUAGACAUUUAUGGAUAAAAUCAACCAUAUAAAUUUACAGACCGUAGCCUUAUUGAUAUUUGGGUUUUCUAGUGGACUGAAAACAAUCACUCUAAACUGAGCGUAUUUUGGAAACUUUGCCAAUAAUUAAUGAGUUAUUACAUAAAAAUCAAAUAAUAAAUUACAAAAGUGCUAAAUAUCCAAAUAUGUUUAUAUAUAUAUAUAUAUAUAUAUAUAUAUAUAUAUAUAUAUAUAUAUAUAUAUAUAUAUAUAUAUAUAUAUAUAUAUAUAUAUAUAUAUAUAGAUAUAUAUAUAUAUAUAUAUAUAAAAUUUUAUUCUGAAACAGUAGCGCUCAUCAAUAAUUAAAAUAAACCACACUUGAAAAAGAAAUAUAAAAAAAUGUAAAACUCUAAAAAUGAAUGUCUCAAAAACUGUCUUGUCUAUAUGUUUUAUAAAUAAUAUGGAAACAUAGUGCACAAUGUAAAUACUGAGGUUUAAAUGAUUUUCAGAAAAUUCAUAAAUAGUUCUUUUAAAACCAAUAGCCUGGUGAGCUUGUAAACAUAAUUACUUAAUAGUACUAAUUAGAAUUGUUUUUAUUUAGCACAAAGUGCACAGAAAGUAAUUGAAAAUAUUAUGUAUCUCCCCUAGAGCUAAUGAUGAUUAUUAGUUUUCUGUUUGCAUUUUAGGUAAGCCAAGAAUACAAGUUUUUACAAAAUUCAAUUUUUUCUUCUUCUGCCUUCCCUACCUAGUCGUGUGCUGUAGUUUAGAUGUACAUUUUUAAUAUCUUGAAGGCCCGAGGCAAGUACAAUGCUAUCCCCUCUGAAUCCUACAGCUUAAUGUGGGAACAGAAGAUCAAUUAAAACGUAAAUCUAUAAUGGAAAUGUUAUGUUUCUGCAAUAAUUAAAUACGCUGGGAGUUGUGAACUGCGUGAAACCUUUUAAGUUCGCUGAGAGCUGAGCAGUGUUUGGGCCACUAUUCAGGUAUAAGAGUUACCGUCUCUUUAAUUCCUUGCAGAAUACUAUUAAUGGUAUAUUUACAUUAAUUGGAUCCCUCCACCACUUGCAACCAUGUAACACAGGUUAUUUUUUUGAUCGUACAAAAUUAAGCCCUGCGCUCAAACUGCCACUACUCUUGGGCGGCAGCAAUGACUAUAGAACACAUCAGUCUUAAUAUAUACAAUAAAAAAAAACAAAGAAAAACAGUUACAUGCGCAUUAUCCCAAAUUCCUAUGUAUAUUUAAAUAACUGGAGAUUUUUUUUAGUAUCAAUCCAAUAAAUAUAAAAAAAACUCCAGUUAUUUAAAUGUGCGUAGGGAUUUGGGAUAGUGCACAAGUAAAACGUUAUUUAAUUACUUAACUCCUUACGAACCAGUGAUAAUCAUGCCAUCAUAACAAUCUGUUGUAAAAUGUUUUUUUUGUUCCAAAACAGGAUUAUCAACACAACUAAAGACUUCAAAUCUUUAUGGCAGUAAAUAUGCCUAUCCAUAAAUAUAUAAGUAUUUCUUUUGGACCAGAUUGUGAUGAUGGCAAAGUGUAGUGUCUGGUCCUUAUCAGUUGUUACUUAGUUGUUUUGCCACACUAAGUCUAGCCAGACUCACACACCCCACACCACCACUGUAUACGUUUACAUUUAUACAUAAAGGAGCCAGGUAAGUUUCAAAUAUUUACUAAAUGGUUUGAGAUGGCACCAGGGUCUUCAGGCACCAUAGUCGCUAUGGUGUGUUAUAGUGGCUAUGGUGCUUAGAUUUUCACUUUAAGACCAGGCUUGGGCAGAUCCUAUUAAUGUGACUGUCUAAACGUCCUUGUUCCUGGAGAGGUCAAAAUAAUAAUGAUGAGUCGUAUAGCUCCAUUAGUUAUGGUUAAAAAGACUGUACAUUAGUAAUGGUUUGCAAAGUUAAUAAACUGUGUAGAGAAUGAAUCUAAAGGGUUGGCAAUUAUAUCAAUUUUUAAAAAGUGAACCAUAAUAGGUAAAAAAAAUUAAUUUAAAAAGUUGUCCGUAAAUGAUGAUGAUGUUUAAUGACUGACCCUGGUGCUUAGAGAAUCUAUGUAAAUGUCUUAUGAAAAUAGCAUGUUUGAAUUUAUUUAUCUCACAUUCCCACACAAUGAUACAUCAACCAGAUUGGACUAUUGCAAGUAUUCUAGAGAUGCUACCCCAUUAAAUCUAUGAAUUAAUUAACUAAAGUAGAAAUAAAAAUCUCUCAAAAUCAUAACUAUUCCAUGUUGUGACCAGUUGCAUUGUCCAUAAAGUCAUUAAUUUGGAUGUAUCUUUAAAGAUAAAACAAAAACAAAACAAAAUUAUACAUUUUCUAAGUAAACUGUUCCUUUGAUUUUUAGGACUUACUCCACCAACAACCCCUCCUCACAAAGCCACCCAAGAUAAUCCAUUCAGGACUUCUUCCAAACCGAAGUCCUCCUGCAAAUCUAUGGCACCACCUGCAAAAAAAUCUCGUUACCUUGAGUCUUCCAAUAUCCAAGUUAUUAACUCUACUAAGAAAGGUCCGGAACAAUCAGAACUGUAUGCACAGCUUAGCAAAACCUCUGUAGUAAUUGGACAAGAGGAGAAAAAAGCAAAGCGACCUAGUUUACGACUAUUUGGAGACCAUGACUACUGUCAGUUUAUGAAUUCAAAAUCCGAAAUACAUAUUAGCUUAUCUCAAGAAUUACAGGCCUCAAGACAUCUUGAAUGUAAGGAUUCUUUGCCGGGGAAAAAAAUGCAGAUCUGCUCGGACUUAGAGCGAGAGCAAUGUCAGAAAGAUAAAUUUCAGGCAAACCUGUCUAGCUGUCAGAACAGUAACAGAAAACAGCUUCAGGACCAGGAAAUACGUGCCGAACUCAACAAGCACUUUGGUCAUCCAAUCCAAGCAGUCUAUGAUGAAGAAAACAAAAACAGUAAACAGAGGGACAAUAGCUACAGUGACGAGCAGUUUUCUAGACUACCUAUGUUUUUAACUGCCGGCCUGGGAAUGGAUAGUUUGUUUGAUGACAGUGAAGAUGAAAAUGAUAAACUUUGUUAUUCUUGGGAUGGUGCACAGUCCUAUUCCUUAUUUGAUGUAUCACCUUCUUGCUCGACGUUUAAUUCCCCAAGUAGAUAUUCAGUAUCACCACCAACAUCAUUACUUACUCAAAGAUUGUGUUCUAGAUCACGGUCUAGGUCAUUCUCCCAGCACAGAUCAUGCUCUCGUUCUCCAUAUUCACGAUCAAGAUCCAGAUCACCCUCCAGCAGAUCUUCAUCUGGGUAGGUAAAAUAGAAUCUGAGUUUCUGACAGACAUGCACAUUUAUUCUUUGCAGAUGGCCAGAAUUAAUAAAAUACCUUAUGAUAUCUAAAAAGAUGAAUCAAUUUUUCCAAGGUUUACCUGAGGACUCUCACAUCUACAGAUUGCUGAGAAGCCCAUAUUGCCAUGUGUCCACCGAACUGCAAUGUCAAAUAACUGCAAAGGUCUUUGAAGAAACAUGCGUCAGGGAUCUAAGUUUUUUUUGUUCUAUUAUCAGAUAGCUAUGUCUGGUUAUUUUGUUAUUUGUCAUUGGCAAUAUGGACUUCUUAACACCUUUUAGAUCUGUUUCAUUUUGUAAGUCAGCUUUAUGUUUCUUUUUCAUUUCAGGGAUACAAAGCGUAUUUAGUAUAUUGGAAUUGAGACCGAUAAGUGCCUUCGAAGGCACAGAUAUAGGGCUAAUGAUUUAUAGACGGUCAGGGAUAUUUAUUACUAAUUAUUAUAAUGUUUUUAUAAAGUUUUUUUAAUAUAUAUAUAUAUAUAUAUAUAUAUAUAUAUAUUAUAUUUAUUAUAUAUAUAUUAUAUAUAUAUAUAUAUAUAUAUAUAUAUAUUUAAACCCUUAAUCUCAGCCAAAGAUGAAACAACCACAGUAAAGAAAUAUAUAUAUAUAUAUAUAUAUAUAUAUAUAUAUAUAUAUAUACAUAUAUAUAUAUAUAUAUAUAUAUAUAUAUAUACGGUAUAUAUUUCUUUACUGUGGUUGUAUAUAUACGGUAUAUAUUUCUUUACUGUGGUUGUUUCAUCUAUAGCUGAGAUUAAGGGUUUAAACCAAUGUGCUAUAGUACAUUGUAUUUAUUUCUUAAUUUAAUAUUAUUAUUUAGUUCUUAACGCUUUUCAGCAUUUAAGUUAUAAUUUAACUCAAACUGCUCCUUACCCUCUACCACCUGGGUGGUUGAUUAGAGACCCAAAUGAUGAUGAUGACAUCCGUACGACCACAGUUAGUUACUUUGUCUAUGUUCAUUUUUUAACCAUCUACGGUGGUUACAUUUUAUCCCUUUCAUAUUCCACACUCAUUAAGUUUUUCCUAUUUACUAUAUGGCUUUUUUUAGUGUUGUUGAUUAAAAGUCUGUUUUGACACUGCUUUAGUCUUACUUGUAUAUAUUUGGUACUUUUGGUACAUAUUUGGAGUUUAACUUUACGAUAACUUUUUCGACACUCAUCCUUUAUAAUUUUUAACACUCAUCCUUUAUAUUAGGGUUUGAAUGAGUCAGUUUAAAUGUUCUAAUAUUGCAACUAUGUCUGCAAUCUAGCAUACAUUUCACAUUGAGAUUCUCAUUAUUUUUAGGCUGUCUAUUAGAAGCUUGCGAUUAAUUAAAACUUUUUUUAUCUACUCUGUUAAUUAGUGAUAUACAUUGCAAUUAGAAUGUAAAUGAUAUAUACUACACUAUCUUGAUUAACACAUACAUCUCACUUAUUUUGGUCUAGCAGUUAGACCUUCUAUUUACCUGCCCUUAUAGGAUAUAUUUUUUCUAGUAUUUCCACUGUCUAUUUAUAGACAUAUGUUCCUUUAUAUUCAAUUGUAAAUUACUUCUGAGUCCCUGGUAGCUGACUACAAUAUUUUAAUUGAGUGUUGUUCAUUAUUUCUAUUUGGUGUAUAUUAAUUGAUCUAAUAAAGGUUAUAUUUUAUUGCAGUAAGGUUGGGAAGUGUGUCAACUCUGUUUUCAUUUGGUAUUGGUUUAAUUACUCAAUUAGAUGAAGUGGUCUGGGUGCCCAUAGUCAGGAGGCCCCCAGCACCAUCCCACUGCUAAGAGUUUUUCUAACAGUUUGACACUUACCCAGGGAAUUCUUGACCAGCACUCUUUACAACUAACGUUUCGAAUUAGUGACAUUAAUUCUGUCCAACUUUAAACCAAAAUUGUUUUCUGAGAGCAUCAGCUGAGACGCCUCAGCCAAUGAUUUUCAUACAGGGAUGGCAAAUUUUUUAUAUUUCUACAGAACCAUGGCUGUCCAGGGGUAAGUGUCAAUCCAUAAAAAAAAUAAAAAAAUAAAACCUUGACAACAUAUUAAAGGCCCUAGGAACCUUCUACAGCACACUAUAGUGGUUAAGGCACUUAGAGUGUCCCAUUAAAUACUUUAGCCCAUAUCUGUAUUAUUACACAAUAUAGCUCAUACAUUGUUUGUGUUUAUAAGAUAAUAAAAUGUAGAAUCAUUCUAAAUUUGAAUUUCCUUUUUAUAAAAAUGAUGAAAGAGGAUAUGUAAAACAGAAUGACAAAUUGAAAACAAGCACCAGUUUUUGUUAUUAUCAUGGGCUAAACCUACAACUAAACAUUACUUUCUUUUCCAGAUAAAUCCAUGUCUCUGUAUCUUUUUCAUUCUAAUAUGUCAACAUUCUCUUAUUUAAAGGUCUUGCUGCUGCUAUGAGACAGAUUAUUGUAUUCAAAAACAUUCUCCGGUAUAUGUACGAUCUCGAUCAAGGUCGCCAUAUGGUCGCAGACCCAGGUACGGAAAUGUUUAAUUUGAUUAAUUCUUGUUUUUUCUUCUCUAUAGCAUUUUAGAUGAUGUUAGAUGUGAACAUGCAAAAUAGCACAAUCUAACAUCUGUAUAAUUUGUGUAAUAACUUCCGCAGAUAUGACAGCUACGAGGAAUAUCAACACGAAAGGCUAAAGAGAGAGGAGUAUCGCAAGGAGUAUGAAAAACGCGAGUCAGAGCGAGCAAAACAGAGGGAGAGACAAAGACAAAAGGCAAUUGUAAGCAUUAUGUCUUCCAAAAAACAUGAAUUGUGAACGGUGGUAUAGAGUGAAUUUUUUCUCGUUUGGCUAAUCUCCGCUAGCUGUAAUACAGUGCUGAAAGUUGUAAUACAAUAUCGACUGGACAAUUGCAACUUGCUGAUGGUAUAUUUGUUUCUCUAGCUGUUUCCAUGACCUUACUAUGACAUAUCUCAGGCUUUUUAUGGAGGAGUUGCAGCUGGUUAUUGUGCCAUUCUUGACAUUUUUCUCUCUCACUUAAAUUAGUGUUGUCCAAUUAUUUCAUGUUGAAACCCACAUAUGAUUCCAGCAGCAUUGACUGGGGUCUGACCCCAUUAAAUCAAUGAUUAAUUCAAAGGAAAAUAUAUGAUUUCAGGAAACUGAUAGCCAUACAAAAGACCUUGAGGACUGCAAGAAGGCCAUCAGAUGGAGAAAACUUUAAAUUAAAUAAACUGGGUUCAGCAAUUUGAUUGAUCCAUAUAAAUAGAAUUUUCUCUGUACAUGUGCGUUUUGUGAGUGUUAGAAUAUGUAUUGAAUGUAAGUGUGUGUGUUCUAUGGCAGCAGCUAAAACACACAGUGCUUGAUCAUAAACAGCUGAACGCUUGGACAGGCUGAAUAAUGGCUCGUAAACUGGUGAAGCCACGGGACCGGCUGAGGUUCACAUCUUCACAAGGUGACAUAUGUGUCUGAAGAAUUUCCCUGAAUAGCAGUUGAAGGACAGUGCGAUAAAGAAUUUUCACAGUAUGGAUUUUUGGAUGGCCCUCAGUAUAGAAUGCUGUCAUAAGUCACACGAGGUCAAUACACGUAAAUCAUUAUCCCACUGAUCACUAUAGGAAACUGUUACAUAGAAUUAAGGUUGAAAAACUGGAAUUUUCAUGUCACUUUGCAAUCAUCAGCCUCUCUUACAAUCAAAGGUUUAUUACUGAUAGUUACUUUUUCUACUUUUGUUUUGGUGUGAUAGUUAAUAACUGAUAGAACUUUAUAGAUAUUCACAUAUAUUAUGAAUUCAAUAUAUAAAAGGCAAAUAAGCCCUUUUCCAAUAAUCUAUAAAUUAGGUUCUGGUUUGCAUUUGUACGUACAGUGGGCUAGAAAAAAAACAAAUCUUUAUUUUGUAGAAAUAUACAAUCCACCAUCCUUUCUUUUUGUUUCAUUCUGGUUAAUUUAUCUGUGUUUUAUUCUACUGAGAUUGCUUACAAAUCUUGUUGUCUAUUUGAGAAUAAACAAAUUGGAAUAUAGGGUAAGAGCCAUGCCUCAUAAACCAGGAAGAAAUGAGUGAGUGAAGUGUCUAGAAUGGCAGACGGAGAGUUGGCUUCCAAGUGAAGGCUGUCAGGAUGUCACCCCACUGAGUUUGGAACUGAAAAUCACUAGCUAUGUUUUAUGAUUGUCUGAGUGUGCUUUAUUUUUAACACUUAUGUGUUGAUAUUUAUUCUAUUUUAAACCUUUCUUUAGCAACAAAUUCCCAUGUGCUAUGCAGUAUGGAACAUUUAACAAAGUAACAUUUAUAUAGGGAUGAGAUAGGGCCAGAAUGAUUCACCAUGAUUUUAAGACGCAAGUCAUUUUAAACCUUUAGACUGCAAACCCUCAAAAAGCCACUGUUAUGGUAUGGUUUGUUUCUUUUAUAUUGCUUGCUUGCUAUAUACUGUCGUGUUUCUGCACCAGUAUAUGAGUAGCACACAAAUACAAAAUUAUUAUUAUAUUUAUAUAGCGCCAACAAAUUACGUAGCGCUUUACAAUGGGUGGACUAACAAACAUGUAAUUGUAAACAGACAAGUUUGACGCACAGAAACAGAGGGGUUGAGGGCCCUGCUCAAUGAGCUUACAUGCUAGAGGGAGUGGGGUAAAAUGACACAAAAGGUAAGGGAAGUAUUAGGGAUGUAGAUUGGUAGAAUAGUACUCACUGAAGACUUAAUGUGGGGUGUUUUGGAGCCAUUAACAGUUUAAUUGAUAUGGUUUUGUGAAAAAGUGAGUUUUUAAUGAUUUUUUGAAGGAGUGGAGACUAGGUGAGCGUCUAACGGAGAAGGGAAGGGAGUUCCACAGGAGCGGUGCAGCCCUAGAGAAGUCUUGAAUGCGAGCAUCAGAGGUGGGAGUAUGAACAGAGGAUAGACACAGGUCUUCGACAGAGCAUAGGGGCCUAAACUGGACAUACUUGUGUAUUAGGGAGGAUAGAUAGGUGGGAGUAGCAUUAUGUAGAGAUUUGAAAGCAAAAAACAGAAUUUUAUAUUGAGCCCUAUAUCCCACGGGAAGCCAAUGCAGGGACUGACAGAAGGGUGAGGCAUGGGAGGUGCGGGCGGACAGGAAGAUGAGCCUCGCCGCUGCAUUUAUUAUAAACUGCAAUGAGGCAAGUUGGGAGCACGUAAGAUUGGAUCCAGUGGAUUGCAGUAGUCAAGGCGAGAGAGGACAGUUGCAUGGACCAGCACCUUAGCCGCAUCUGGUGUUUACUUUAUAACUCUAAUUUCUCUGGUCAGAUCUAUAUUUGCAGUCCUUUGCAAUAGCAUUCAGACCCCUAAUACAGUGUUCUUCUAUAUCACUCAAUUACAAAACUUAUGUUGACAUUUUUGUUUCUUUUUGAUUAAUUUUAACACAUUGAAAAUGUUAUUCAAGUAAAAUUCUAAAUGAGUUUACAAUGAAUAUGCUCUAAAGAGAUGUGUAAUUGUAUAUGCAAUUGUAUGGUAUACAAUAAAAUAUAUUUCACAUUGUUUAAAUGAAAAAUUGUCACUUAGAAUAAAAUUAAUAAAAUAGAGUGCUACUGUGUUAAAACAUCAUACAAUCUGAAAUUUUACUGUAACACUAUGUAAUUAAGUGAUAAGAAGAGAUUUUUGUAAGACACUGUACGCACAAAUACUCUCGCAUACACACACACACACACACACACACAAACAUACAGUUGUAAGGUUGCAUUACUCAUUUGGGACAUGUUAACAUUUGUCUGCAUCCUUUAAAGUAGCCAAGUGUAAAAUGCCUAAUUAGACCAAGAGCCGGGGGAAGGACAUAGCAAAUUAACAUCUAUUGAUCUCUAUGUGCCAUUAAAUGAGUUUCCUGAGGUAAAUAUCACAUUUUUGGGGGGUUAAUUAGCCUUAGUUUUUUUUAUCAUCAUGACAAUGAAAUACAUGAAAAUUCUACAGAUUUUUGGUAACGGAAAUUUGACAUUAUUUUGGAGCUUUAAUUGCCACGUACAUUUGUUUUUGAGGUUGAAGUGAGAACGGAAAUACUAGUCAUUUCACACAACCUUUGUCUUUGCUCACAUUUAAUUAAUUAUGUCAUAUUAUUUAAUACCUAAAAAUGGAUUUGUUUUAUACAAACCGUCCCCAUAGUUUUUCUAAUAAAUAUAGACUACAGCUCCCAACAUGCUGUACUGUGUACUAAUAGAGUUAGAAGUUGUAGCUGAAGCUGAAUGUUCUAGCUUAGAACAUGGAACUUCACGUCAGGUCCAUACACAAAACUGGGGUCCCUUUGAAGACAAUAAAGGUGUUAUCUCACUUGAGGUGAUAAAAUACUGCAUUGGCUGAGAUAAAUCCAAUGAAUGCAGCCAAGUAAUUUUAAAAAAAAAUCUCAAUUAAAUUGGGGCUACAACAUUUUCCCAUCAGAUAAACACUACAGAGUAUGCCUCUACUGCUUUGAACCUGUCACCUCUCUCUUUUUUUUUUUAAACGUUUGACAUAUCACUAACAAUCAGAAGGAAUUUUUUGCUCCAUUAGAAGAAAAUUUCCUACAGGUAACUGGGUAUUAUAACCGUGAGCUGCUGAAAUAGCAAAAUGUUUCCAUCAUUCUCUAUUGACAUCCUUUUUCUCGGUGAAUAUGCCAUUAUUGAGAAAGUAGUUAUAGUACAUAGCCCAUAUUAUUAACUACCUAAUUAAUUAAAAUCUUAAUAGCUUCUUUUGAGUUUAUACAUUCCUGUAAUGCUACAGAAUAGAGAGCUGUGGGUAGUAAGGAGCUUAGCCUUUACUGGGCUACUAGGUCAGCAGUAAUACUUGUGAAUUCUAUUUCCCAUAAUGCUUAGCUAACACGUGCAUUCGUCAUCUCUGUACUGAGUACAAUACUGCUGCCAUUGGUUAUUUUAACAUGUUUGUAGUCUUUGGAAAUUAAAAAGCUCAAACUGGAGAUUUUUCUUAAGCACUGUACAAAACUUUUAAAACUAUAUAUAUUGUCAUCUGUUUUAUUGAACAAUUUGUCCAAUAUGUAGCACAUGGAUAUCCUGAUCCAUAUUUAAUUACUCCCUAUUCAUGUAUAUAUCCUAGUGAAUAUCAACGUCUUACGUGCAUGCGUUGCUACAGGAUUACGUGAGAUUUAGUGUACUGAGGGAUACAUUUAUAUUAAGCAGACUUUAAUAAAAAAAGAGUUACCUGUUGGACUUUAUAUCAAACUGUACCAUAUUGGAUACAAAAAAAAAUCUAAACUAAAAUGCUGCAACUGCAUAAAUAAAAUUGGUGAGAUAGCUUCCUCUCCCAUUCUCUUGGCUAAUCUGUAACAGUCUUUACAUUAUCUUAUUAUCAGACUAUUUGGACUUUCUCUUAGGUGUCACAUAUAUAAGACACUAUAAAUAAGUCUAACAUCAAAACAAGGUCAACGUGUGGCACCUGACAUGGUACAAGAAGGAAAGACAUCUCCGUUGUAACUUAUUUAUUCCUGUAUUCAACACCUGAAAUGAUCCUUAAAUUAAUUAAAUUGACAUUAAAAGCACGGUUGUGUUAACAUUUUCCCAAGACGGUUUUAAUGAUUGAUUUCAGCCUACCUGUUGGGAAAACUCAUUAAGGAAUAAUAUAUCUACGACUCCUAGUCGUAUUUCUCACUGUUUUUUUGAAACCAGUUAAAUAGGUUAACAAAGGCACAAUCUAUAAGACUCAACAGGAAAGCUUUGUGUGUGCUGGAAACAGAUACAUAAAAAGAAAAUUCACAUAACCAGACAGUUCGUACUUUGUAACUCAGUACUUGGCUAUUUGGCAUCGCUAGCUGGUUCAUGGAGGACAUAUGUUUACCAGCGCACUUUAAUAAAAGGAAUUAGAAAUUAAAUAACUGAAAAACAAAUCCUUCAAUUAGAUCAGUUGUUUUAUUCAGAACAAUUUACAAAUCUUUGUGAUUGGGGAGGACUUGAUCUCUUGUACAGGUAUGUUAGAAGGAUAAUGUAUGUUCCUAUGAUGAAAUCUGGUAAUACGCAAGACAUCAGGUGGAGGAUUUUCUUGUCCGUAUGUGCCUCUUUCGCCAGUUUUUUAAAUUGUGCAGAAUAAUAAAUUAGAAAUUUAUGGAAUGUUCUGUGCACAUUUACUUCAUUUAGAAGUUGGACCUCCGGAAUCAGCAUUCUCACUUCCUAGUGCAUGCUGGGGUAUUGUUACCUCCUUAGCCUGAAUCGAUAAAUACGAAUUCUGAUCUAAAUUGAUUGUUUUUCUUACUUUUAAGCAACAUGGCAUUUGACAGUAAAAAUAAUAACUACAACAAAUCUGAAUGUUUUGUUUGUUACAGGAUGAACGUCGUGUCAUCUACAUUGGUAAGAUGAGGACUAAUACAAGUCGUUCAGAAUUGCGUGCCCGGUUCGAAGUCUUUGGUGAAAUUGAAGAAUGCACGGUGAAACUGCGAGAUGAUGGGUGAGCGUUUCACAGAUUGUUUUUAAAGGCAGUUGCCACUCUUGAGAGAAUGAUUAGCAACAAGUAAGGUUGUGGGUGUAUACGAAUGUUCUAAGAGAAGUGACAGAUGACAGAGAGUUUGGACUCUUAUUUAUUUUCUCCCAUUCUUAUUUAUUAGUCUUGUUAGUUGAGAUCACUCCCCUCACCAAUAAAUAUUUAACUUUGUGACAGGACAAUCACACUGAUAAAUGGAUGCAGUCGCAGUGGCAUAUGUAGUUCCUUUACAGCAGUCCACUUCUGUUAAGAGGAUGAGUUGGUUAAUACUGUUUAAGAUGUUCCGAUACAGAUAUUUACAACUUCGUGUUGCCUUUCAGCGAUUGCUACGGUUUCAUCACGUACCGCUACACCUGUGAUGCUUUUGCUGCUCUCGAAAAUGGCUACACUCUGCGCAGGUCCACUGAACCCGAUUUUGAGCUUUGCUUUUGUGAUCGAAAGCAGUUUUGCAAGUCCAACUAUGCAGAUUUAGGUAUGGAUUUUAUAGUGCACAUAUACAAAUUGGAUAUUUCGAUAUAUGCCCAUACCUAUAUUCAAUACUAUCUGUCUGUCUGGUUGUCUUUCUACCAAUAUUUUAUUAUUAUCAUCCAGUGUUCCAACCAGAGUAUUCUGUUAUUUCUCUUUAAUUGUAUCAUUAUGUUACCUGUCUAUCUUUUUGUCUACCCUUUCAUUUUUUGAAAUUAGAAUCAUUUUGUCAAUCAGUCUGUCUGCCCUCAAAGUGUCUCCCUAUUUUCUAUCCAGAUACACAUUAUAGCACUAGUUUAUGUCAUCUACGUGUAAAUGAACAGUUUCUUGUCUACCCAUUACAUUUAUUCGUGUAUAGAUAUGGGUUCCAUAUGCAGCCGGUCUAGAAUGUUAUAGAAGGUUUAUUGUUUGUUUUUAUAAGAAGCAGAAAUUACCGAAAUGGUGAUAUAUGGAGUAUACAUGUUCAACUCGCUAAUAUGGCGAUUUAGGUUCCAGACCCACCCUGUAAUGCGAAUAUCGCUGUAAAGUAAAUCACACUCUUUUUUUACAUUUGCUUCUGCAUAUAAAAGCCUUAAAAUGCGUUUACAGUUUCAUACAGUACAUAUAUAUUAAAGCUGAAAAGCGUCAUGUGUACAGUGUUCCCUCUUUUUUUUCAUUUUGCAAAAAGUGCAGGUUUCAAGAGAAAUUGGCACGUUUAUAAAUUAACCUGGGCAUUCCUCCUGGCUUUCAAGCAGACAAUGGGUCCUGUUACUUCCUGGUUCCUCAGUGGAGCUAAACUAAAGAGGCAGCAAUUGCUCAGUGCACCUGCCUUGCACCUGCAUUUUGAAGUCUGUGAUUGGACAGUCACAGAAAGUCUGGGUGGGGUUAGAAGUGGAGGACUUGCAAAGGCUGCAAACAAGAGAACAAGUUUUUCUUAUCCCCAAUGAAAAAUGCUAAAUUAAAUGCAAGUUUUCAUUUGGGGUAUAUCUAGGAAACAGGGAUUUUUUUUAUUUAUUUUGUAUUUGGGCAGUGGAAUGUCCCUUUAAUUGUGUACAACUGCACUAGACAAAAAGAUAAAUAAAUAAAAAAUGUUAGCACCAUAAGUAUUACUAACCUUAAAAAAUUGAGACAGUGGAGAUUAAUCAUCUGACUAUAAUUGAAAAGUGCUGUAAUAGCAAAGUGCAGUAAAGUAAGGUAUUUUUGUACUCUGUAGGGUAGCUAUAGUUCCCUUCUAAUAAAAUGAACAUAUUACUAUGAAAAAGGUAAUUUUAAACUGAAAACAUCUAAAUGAAAAUCUAAUUUAAAAGAAAAGACGUUUGCUUGCAAAAGUAUUUUGUCCUUUUGUCUGCGGCUGUAAUGCAUGUCUGGGAAAUUCUACGUUGGUUUGUAUUCUCCUGGUUUAUUUUCUGCUCAAUAUUUGCAUUUGCUUUAGCCCAUCUACAAGUCAGUGUCACAAUUCAGCUCUGGGACAAAAACAUCUGCUUUCAAAUUCUUGCCUUUAACCCUUUAUUUCAAUACAAUGAAAAAGCAACAGAAUGGCAACUUUAUGUUGCAUAAUAACAUAGCUAUGUAGGGUGAAAAUAGACUCAUAAAAUAUAUUUUAACUUCAAUUUUGCACAUGUUUGUAUAUGGAGUACAUCUGAAAGUAGGCGUGAUACUCAACAUCUUUUCCAACUGUGUCCCAAAAUAAAAAUUAAAAUCAUCCUUGAUUCCAAAGGUUUUAUCCAUAAUAAUUAUUAUAAUCUUCAAUACAUUUUCAAAAAAUAAAACAAAAACAUACAUACCUUUUUAGAACAUAUGAAAUUUGGUAGAAAAAUAUAUUUUGUUUUGUAAUAUAAGGGUUAUUAUUUAUUUAUUGUUUUACCAUUUUGUCUCAUAUCACAUUUCUAGUCCUUUCUAUGAUAGUUAUCACCCUCUUGUUAUAUACGUGGGACUACUACAGGCUAGCAAUCAAUGAUGGUAGUUGUAGUUCCACACCAGCUGGAGAUAAUGCCUGUUGCCCACCAAAAUUGUUAAAAGGGAAAUUUGAGCACUGAUGAAUAAAUACAUUUAAAACCCUGAAAUAUCAAAAAAAACUAGUGCUUUCAGUAUUGUUUGCACUAAAAUUGUGCUCUUUCCUAAAUAGCUUUAAUAGUCUUAAGAGUUCCAUGUCUUACAUCUGAGUCAACUGCUUGAAUAUAAUGCUAGUCUAUUAAAAUUAAAAAAACGAUAUAAAAUACAUUUUACUCCACAGUUAACUUCUUUAAAAACCAACAACGUACAUAGUAUUUAGGUUAUUUUGAAAAUAAGUAACGUUGGUAAAGCAUUUUGCUGGUCCGUAUUUCACCAAUUUCUUAUCUCAUCCUGCUAACAUCUUAGGAAUCUGCAUUCACAAAAAUGACAUCAGAUUGCAUAUUACCACCAAACAUCGGUAUUCAUAAAUUUUGCAGUUGCUGCUACUUCUGCUUGGAAAACCAAUAUGUAAAAUCAGGUGUUGGUCAUAUUUUGGUGUCCCGAAAUAUUUCAGUAAUGUAAUCGAUAACACAUUUAAUCAUAAAACGUCUUUUGGUUCCAGAUUCAAAUUCAGAUGACUUCGAUCCUGCUUCGACCAAAAGCAAGUACGACUCCUUGGAUUUUGACAGUUUGCUUAGAGAGGCACAAAGAAGCCUGCGCAGGUAACAUGCAUAAAUGCCAAGCUUAUUGGAAAGAUGGAGAAUACCUCACGGACAUCACGUCCUUCAAUAACAGACCCUUGAAAGUCAAAUCUAGGAAGUUCUCCUACUUUACAGUCUCUGUACUACAAUGGUUUACAUGAACACAGCUGCUGAAGACUGAAGAGGCAAAUUGAUUGUCUGGCAAACAUGCAUAUCCAUGUGUGUUAGAAUAAAAUACUUUUCACGGUGGCAGUUGUGGCGACCGGAUAUAGAGGACUUCUGCUUUUGCUUGAGAGGGAAAGGGCCACCUGUCAAAGCCUUGACAUAGAAACAUCAAGAUUCUAAUAUUUAUACUUAAAAUAUUUUGAAAAGUUGGAAGCUGCUGAUGCUUAAGUGCAACAUAGUCUUCACUUUUGUUUGAUUUCAACAGAAGCAUCUUCUCGAAGAGAAAAAAAAAAACAUUGCAAUAUAGACGAUGCCUUAGUGACUUAUUUAUUAUUAUUACUUUUUUUUUUUUAUGGGGUGAAAUCAAAGAAGUAAAGUCUUUUUCUAGUAAUUGCAGCUCUCUGUAAGCUCUUCUAGUCUCCUUUGAUUCUGACACCCAUGCAUUUGUCCAGGUGGACGAACUCUCGCUUCCCAGCUGUUGCCGGAAGGCAACUCCCAUCAUCGAGAUGGCUUGACCCAGGACGAUAGGAGUUACAAUCCCACCACAGCUGGAGAGCCGCAGAUUUGCCAACCUCGGUCUACAAUGUUGAUCUUCCGCGUCAAUAGCCUUGUAUAUGGUCAGUUUCACAGCUUGUUCAGCGUUGUUUUUUUUCUGAUGAGUGGAUGUGGUGUUACAUAAUAAAACAGGAGUCAAAAUUUCAGAAUAAAUGUGUCCAGGUAGUUUUGUACGCUACAUUGUGACAUGCAGUAGAGUAUUUGCAGAUGUUGUCAGCUUUCCCGGCAGAGAAGUCGGCAACUCAUACCAUUGCAAGGCUUCUCUGUUAGGGAGCUGGUUAAAUGGAGUAUUUUUUAUUUUGUGUACAUAAUGUAUGACAAUGUUCUUUAUUUGUUACAGCUAUGCACUGUAAAUGCAGCCUUCUUUUCAAUACUGAAUACCUUUUUCUUAAUCAAGAAUAUUUAAAUGUAAUUAUAUAGAGAGUGAAACACUUAAUGUAUAGUAAUCUAUUUAGGAAAGAAAGCUAACUUUAUGCAUAUAUAUGUAUAUAUAUAUAUAUACGUGUAUAUAUACAUAUAUAUUUGAUUGUAAAACAAAAAAAGACGUUUGUUUUUUAUUUUAUUUUUUUUGAGUGCACAAAUAAUGUUUUUAGCACACUCAUCUCAUUCUUGUAGGUGGUCUUCCAUGUAAGUGUUUUGUGAAGGAUUAUACUGGCCUUUAAAAGGUGUUAUUCACAUGAUGAAGACCUUUCCACCUCUCCAAUAAGUGUUUUUUCUUUGCAGCAAUUUAUACUAAAUCAGUCUAAACAUCUCAACGGCUUUACAAGUCAUUACUGAUUAUCAUUUUAAUUUCAUUUAUAUUUCAGGAAUCAAUGUUUGAUUAUUUGUAUGAAAUACUGUUGUGGGUGGUUUUUUUUUUUUGGUUUUUUUUUUGCAGUAUGAAAACUGCUGGGUAACUCAGCACUGUGUAAGUUUUAGAGUUUGUUUUUAUGUCUCAACACUGUUAAAUAAGCCAGUAAUUUUUAUUCUGAUUUGGCAUUGUUAAUUUUUAUUUUUUUUGGCGUUUGUCAACAUUUUUACAGUUUUACACAUCCUGGGCAGACACUGAAAUUCCAUUCCUUUGUUUACUGUACACAUAUUAUAUCAGAUGUAAUUAAUAUAAGUUAUUACGGUAAUAUGCUGAUUACUAAAGAUAUGGCCAGUGAAAAGAUAUAUUAAGGAAGCUAUGCAGUUUUAUUUAAAGUCAUAUGCUGCUGUUCUUAAUCUUCUGUUUCUAAAACAGUAAGAGAAGGGGUUGAUUGCUUGCAGUCUUUCAGCCGUUGUUGAACUGCAACUCUCAGUGUCCUCAGCAGAGGUAAUAAGAGUUCAAAUCAAAAGAGCUGGUUGGUCACAUUAUGACAUCCCUAGUCAACACACUGCAUUGGCAUAGUGUUUCACAUAUGCUAUGCCAUCAAUCUUGAAUGCAAUUUAUUUGUCUUUUUUUUUCAGUACUAUAAACGUUAGCAGGAAUCCUUUACACUGAAUCAUUUUAAUCUUUUCAUCCGCAGCUUUUCAGUAUUUGUAGGGUAGAUUAACUCAUUUACUGCAUUGCAAUCUCCCAAGCGUGAUUGCUGAAUUUGUAUUAAAUAGAGCCACUGAAUCUCAGCUGAUUGAAAAAUGAACUUGCCGUGUUCAGUUGGCGGCAGCCUCCUGUAUGACGCUGUUAUUCUUUCACAAGUGUUAGCCAGCUACAGAUUUUAUAACAAUUUGUAGAGAUUGCUUCUAUUAUAAAGAUUAAAAGAAAAAAAACCAAUUAGUGAAUGUAAAAAGGAAUAAAUACAUUUUGCUAAAUUUCUCUGGAUCUGAGCUGUAGCCAGGGCCAUGUUAGAAAGGAUAACGGUAAAAUAAAACAAUAUCCGCAUUAAUUAAAAAAUUUGCCAGGUAUCCUACAGAAGGGGGAAAGGGUUUAUAGAAACAUUAAUUAAAGUUUGGUGAUUAUUAGAAUUAACUUGAAAAUUUAGGAUAAAAUAGGCAAGUUGGCAGAAUAUUUAGAAUUUGGCAGUACUGCAUAGUUUGCGUUUUAUUCAACUUGACCAUUUUAACUUACAUUUUGCAAGUUGGUUCUCAAGUAACCGCCACGUACAUUUUUAGUCAAAACCCCUCUCAUUUGAUUACAUCUGUUCUUCAUUCAUUAAUAAGUUAUGACUACCUUUUUGUUCUAUAGAAAAACAACAAAAAAAAUUUAAUAAAAUGAAGCUGUCACUGCAAGGCAAUGCAGUAUAUAUUGAUAACUGCGUCCAUUUGUCACCAGCAUAUUUUGUUCCAAGAGAUUCCACUGUCUGUAAAGCCGGAAGCUUGCUAGAGUUUAUUUUUUUGGACUUAUUUCAAAAUAGAUAGGAAGCAAUAAAAAUAAAAAAAAAUCUUUUUCAUGGGUUUUCUGUUACAUUAUUAACAGCUUUAAUCCGUGUAAAGGUUACUGUUAUUAUUUAAGUUACAAUGCAGGUAUUUUAUCUUCUUUAAUUAUAUAAACGCCAAACAAAAGUUUACAGAUUUUUCUUUUCUGAAUUUUGAGUACCUUCUGUUGUAAAAAGACAAAAAAAGUAUAUAUUGAAAGCAAUAAAUUAUUUUUAAGAAAUCAAUGUUUAGUAUAUCAUAUUUUGUGUUUAAAGACCAGAUGCAUUGCCUAUUUUGCCUUUAAAUUUAUAUAAUCAGCUGUUUAAUACAUUCUAUUUUGCCCUGUAUUGCUGAAAUGAAUAGAAAGAACGUACAAUUUGUUUCUCUCUAAACAAAUAUGAUCUCAUUUAAAUUAUUUUAUUUUUUGGCAGACCUGACAAUUACUCGUAAUUUAAUUGUAAGUUUACUCUGCAGUUUUUUUUUAUCAUUAUAAAUUUAUAUUUUUGGGACAUUCGCAAAGCUGAAUUUGGGAACAAAAUAUAUUGGCUACCAUUUAAAUUGAUGUAACGGUUUUGUUCUUCGCAAAAAAUAGAAAAUAAAAAAAAUCAACCUUGUCACUUUCUGUAGGCAGAGUCCGUAAUGCACUUCUAGAUUUUACAUAGACUAUGUUGGCUGUGCUUCUGCUUGUCAAUAGUGCAAUAUUCUACGUAAACUAAGAACAAGGCGUAUACCAUUGUCUAUGAUACCUUAAUAUCUAAAGUACGCCUUCAGAGUUUAAACAGCAUUUUACAUUGUGCUUAAUGACACAUUGCCAAAGAGAGACAUAUAGAAAGGAAAUAUUGUGCAAUUAAAAAUUAUGCACACCGUUGGGUCAGCUGAAAAAUAAAAGCACUUCAUCCUUUAGAUUUAGAUAAUGAUUACGUGUCCUUUUUGAAAUCUGUAAUGAGAACUUCAAUCGCUGUAGUUGAAAAUCAAUAAAUGACCUAGAAUAGCCAUAUAAGGUAAUGUGAUGAUUCUACAUCUGUACCUUUCGACAGACAUUGUCACUAAUAAAAAAAAAAUAAAACAGUUGGAUUGCGCUACUGUAAGAUUUGUAGGUGAAAAUGUAAUUAUGGUGGUAAAACUAUGCUUAUCAGGCAACCGAAGCUUUUAGUUUAGCCCCGUGGGGGCAAGACUCCACCUGCCAAUUCUACAUGUACUGUGGUUUUAUUCAUUGUAUUAAAAUUCCUGUGAUUAUUUUUUUAAUGUGCAGAACACAUUGGCCUCACUGAGCUAAUAAAGGGAAACAAAUGUUUCAAAAUCACACCUGUCCUCUCCAUUUCUUUUUGUUAUAGUUGACUUACUACUUGUUGUACUCUAAUAUUGUGAUCAGCCUGUUAUGUAUUGCGGAGUUAGGGGUUGCCUGAGCUAUUCAGGAAUGAACUGUAAUCUCAGAUACAAGGAUUGGACCCACAACUCUUACAGAACAGAGCCUUGCAUCCUUCCUAGGGCCCUGGUUAACCCUAAUCCAGCUCUGUGGGGAGCAAUGGAUCAAUGAAGUUAGAAACAGAGAAUUCUGGAUUCUAGAUUUUUUGUAUUCUAGAGCAUGGGGAUCUAGAACAGCGAUCUCAAGGGAAUAUGUUCAAUCAGGGGCCAUAAAAGAAAGUAACGCAACAGUAAUGCAGGGCAGACUUAGGCCAUUCCUGCUUUGAUAAGGUGAUAUAGGUGUCUACUAGUGAGAAUCCUAUAGUCUGAAUACAGCCUGGCAGGCAUUAGCCUUACUAAAUUUCCAGAAAUCCCUGAUCUGUGUUGUGGACUUCAGACUUUGUGUGAUUAAUGCAGUAAACUGAUGUAUCUACCUGCAGGCUACGCUUUUUGCAGGAACCCUUCACAUACAUUUAUUACACUUACAUGUGUUUCUCACAAUUUAAAAUAUAUUAUCUAUGUGUGCACGGAU